Molecule: messenger RNA, 48672 nt
Organism: Cydia pomonella (codling moth)
Lineage: Eukaryota; Metazoa; Arthropoda; Insecta; Lepidoptera; Tortricidae
Gene: Msp300
Product: muscle-specific protein 300 kDa-like
Biological process (GO): nuclear migration
Cellular component (GO): cytoplasm; meiotic nuclear membrane microtubule tethering complex; nuclear outer membrane
Molecular function (GO): actin filament binding
Source: RefSeq, a predicted model, not a curated record
AACAACUUUUAGAGGCCAACCCCUAAGUAAAAAAAAAAAAAACAGUUGCUAUACAAAUUUCGGCGAACUUUUAUUAUUUAUAUCCCAAGUUGUGUUUUAGGACGCCCUUAUAAUUAAAAUUAUGAAAAAAUGAAGCAGCUAUAUUCCCAAAAAAGUCUAGUCACUAGUGCCAAUCCGAUCGGCAGCAAAAAUUCACAAUCCUCAAUAAAAAGCUGUAAUUGCUAUAUAUAAACAGGCGGAGACCGCAUCUCAGACUCGGAUACGGUUUAUACGAUGUACUCACUGCUAUAUAAAACCAGGGAGAGAGCCAAAAUCUAAAUUUAAAGGCCGAAAGAAGCCGAGCGCCGCCGAGCCGCCCGCCCGCCUCAGUCCAUCGCAGACUGCCGCCCCGACAUUUCCAAACGUAUCGCGGUAACCGUUAACAUAAACGGCUAAAAACUUCCGAACACCGAAGUGAAGUGCAUUGAAAAGUUUGGAUUUUCCAGUGCAGUGCCAGUGUGGUGUUUUGUUGUUAGUUACCGCGAUGCAGAUAUCGGCGUGACACCGGGUUGACAAGAUUCAAUCCGCGAGAUGUCGCAACCGCCGCCGGGACACGGACGCGCGCGCCCCCCAGGCCCUCCGUCCCCCCUCCACUACCGCCCCCCCUCACCAUGGGCUCCAAGCCCUCCCCCACUUAUCUCUGGCCCUCGGCAUUCUACAGCCCUGGUGUCACCACCACCAGUACAGCCGUCACCUAAACCCUUCAGGCCAUUGCAUUCUCCUUUCCGGCCGCACUCUCCAUCUCCGAGCUCACAUUUCUCUAUCUCGCCCUAUCCCAUGUCUCCCACGUUGGGUCAGAGCCCGGAGUAUUAUUACUCGUCUCCGUAUGAGCCAGUACGGGAGUACGAUUACGCGGGAGUUCCGCUGGAGCCACCUCCGCCCCCGCGGCCGAUGAUAUACGAGGAGGAGGAGGAGAGAGGGCCGUCCACGGCAGAGAUAAUUGCCAGCCAGUCACAGGAAGGCUACGUUGACGAGAAGCUAGCAGAGUAUCAGCUCACAAUUCAGUUAUUACAAGAUGAACAGGAAAGAGUACAAAAGAAGACAUUCGUUAAUUGGAUCAAUUCACAUCUGUCGAAGCGCAUACCGCCACUGCGCAUCGACGAUUUGAUACAUGACCUGCGCGAUGGCACCAAACUAUUGGCGCUGCUCGAAGUACUUUCGGGGGAGAAACUGCCAAUGGAACGCGGUCGAGUUCUCCGCCGCCCUCAUUUUUUGUCCAAUGCCAACACUGCGUUGAGGUUCCUCGCGGGAAAACGAAUCAAGCUUGUGAACAUCAACGCAGCAGACCUCGUGGACGGCCGACCUGCCGUCGUUCUUGGUCUAAUAUGGACCAUCAUCCUCUACUUCCAGAUCGAGGAGAACAGCCGAGCGCUGGAGUACUUGGGCGGGUCGCGGUGCGCGUCCGUCAUGUCGCAGGAGUCCGGGGCCGCCACCCCGACGCACCGCGCCGAGGACCGCUGGAAGCAGGGCGCCAAGAAAACGCUACUGCAGUGGGUCGCCAACGCCCUGCCCAAGGAUUCCAACAUUCAUGUAUCAGAUUUUGGUCCCUCUUGGCGUGAUGGUGUGGCUUUCCUUGCCAUUAUUGACGCAAUCAAAGCCAACCUGAUCAAUCUCGCCGAGAUGAAGAGGAAGACGAAUAGACAGCGCUUGGAACAUGCCUUCGACGUAGCUGAGAACGAACUGGGCAUCGCCAGGCUUCUGGAUGCAGAAGAUGUGGACGUGGAGAAGCCAGAUGAAAGAUCCAUUAUGACUUAUGUGGCACAGUUUUUGCACAAAUAUCCUGAACCCAAGACAACAGGACCGGACGCUGUAGCGGCAGUACAGGAGGAAUACGAAUCUCUUAGAAUGUGGUUGACCGAACGCGUCACCAUCAUUCAAAGGCAAUACGACACGCGAACUCUUUCGCGAAACUACGAGGACUACGUCCGCGCCGAAAACGACAGGCUUGCCCGAGAACCUGUCUACCAGAAACUCGAAAAACUCAUGUACACACAAAGCUUAGUAGCCAUCGCGCCCAAGUCAUGGCGCGAGCUAGUUUCCCUCUGGACAGAACUCGAAAGACUGCACAGAAGAUGGCUCUGGCUUUUGGACUCUGACUUACCCGGGGAUUUCAGAAUGGUCGGUGAAUGGCUGGCCAGAGCUGAAUAUCUUUUAUACUUUGACGAAAUACCUACAAGCCUUGACGAAAGAACGGCAGCUAUCAUCAGCGAAAAACUAGAGGAACAUAGCUCAUUUUUCGCCAGUCUUCCUGAAGUUAUUGAUAGGUUUGAAGCGGCGUUAAGAUCCCCUGACGCUUCAAGAAUCCCUGGGGAGAGGCUUCAAGAAAUGAAGGAGCGCUUAGAGACUGUGAGUCGAAGAGCUCCACAGAGAAAAGCUAGAUUAAAAUAUUUAGAACACAAAUGCUGCAUAGUAGCUUUCACAGAACUCACCAAGGCUAAACUAGCCACGUGGACCGGUAAAUACGGCCGCAUUGACCACGUUCGUGCCUUAUUAGAUGAUUAUGAUAAUUUUGUGACUAAGAAUAAGAUUUUCCAAGAGUUUGAUAGAGCGUAUGUUGAUAUAAAAGAAGUAGCGGAAGAGUACAAGAGAGUGUGUCAAGUAGAUAGGACUGAAGCUAAAGAAAUUGAUGCGUUUUUGAGAGAAGUAUCAGAAACGUGGCGAAGGGUGGCCUCGGACGUGAGGUGCGCCCGAAGCGUACUCGAAGAAGUAAUAGCUCAUUGGGAUAGGUGGAAUACUUUGGCUGAUGACUUUACAAGUUGGUUGGACAAGGCGCAGCACAUGCUGCGCGUUUCUGAAGACGAAAGAUUGGAAUUCUUCCACGACCUUACCGUGUGGAAGGAGAAGCACCAACUGCUCGGUGACGCUGCCGGAUUCCUGGCUGCAACGUCAUCUGAUGACAUCGCGUCAGAAGUCAAGCGGAAAUACAUCGAAAUCACCGAACGAUGGGAGCGAGUAUGGGAAGAAGCCGAGAGGUACGUCCGCGGCGGCGACGCCCUGCGCCACCGGCGCGAGCUGGCGGCGGGCGCGGCCGCGCUGGACGCGUGGCUGCUCGCCGCCGACUCGCUGCUGGCGCGCCAGCCUCGCGCCGCCACGCACGACAUCCAGGCCUACAUCGACCAGCUGCUGCAGCUCAACAGCGAGAUUGAGCAGCACGAGGAACUCUUUAAGACCAUAAGCAGGACCUUCCAAAACGCAAUCGCUGAGCUACCCCGCGACGAGGUAGAAGCCAACAUGGCGAAGCUAAAGCAGCAGAAAGAAGCGUUAGUGCGAGUGCGCGCCACCGUACCCGUCAAGUUGCAUCAGUACAGACAGUUACUUGUCCAGCACGAGUCACUCGAGACCGGCCAGAGGGAGAUCGGCCAAUGGCUGGACAAAGCGGAGGAGGCGCUGUCCACAACACACCAGACUAGACGUGAAAUCAUAGAGGAGCAGUAUGAGAUCCACCGCUCCUUCUUCUCGAGGACAACGUACUACCGCUCCAUGCUCGAGAGCAAGAACAAGGUCUUCCAGAACAUCGUGAAGUCGGCUGACGCGGACCGCAGCGCUGACGUCACGGAGCAAGUGCGCCUCAUGCGGGACCUCAAUGAUAGAUUUGCGCACGUGUCCUCGGAAGCAACACGCCGCGAGGCGGAGCUGCAGCGACUCGCUCGCGCUUGGGAAGAGUUUGAGAUCAAGAAACGUUCCGUGGAGGAAUGGGCGUCCCGCGCGGAAGCCCUGUUGGCUGACAACCGAGUUGACUCCAAGCAGGCCGUGGACUUCCACAAGAGAUUCUUCCAGGGAGCCGAUGAAAGGGCCGUGUCUGAGCUCGUUCGCUCUGGACGAGAGCUUAUCGAGCUGGUCAGCGAAGAAGAGCGUCCGCAAGUAGUCGGCACAGUGGAGACAUUGCAGCGGCGCUGGCGCGAGCUGCUGGCGCGCGCGCCGCCGCACCUCAUGCGCCUCGAGUUCCGCCUCGACGAGGCCGUGUUCGCGCACUGCAUCAAGGACAUCGAGAAGGAGAUCGUCUACGAGGAGCAGGCAUACAACCAAAGCGACGAUGCAGAUGGCAUUCUCAUCAGAAACGAGGAAUACUUCCGCAGCCAAGGCAAGGUCAUGCAAGUGGAACAUUGCCUCCAGAACCUGAAAAAGAUUGCCACCAGUUACACCCAACAGACGAAUGAUACCUCCCUUGAAGAAGCCUUGAGGAGGUGUGAACAGCAAUGGGAGAGCACCGUCCACAGAGUGGAGCACUUCCGACAGCAGCUACAGAGGAUCCCGGCCAAGUGGGACGCCUAUAGAGAGAAGUUCCGUGAAAUGGAAAGGUGGAUGGACCAUGUGGACAAGACUAUGGAUAGCAUUGUCAGGGAAGUUGACUCCGCUGAAGCGUUUGAACGAGAGAAGACUAUAUUCCAGAACAUUUGCCGUGAAGCAGACAGGAAGCGUGAAGACAUGAAGUGGCUUGUUCAGACACUGGAUAUGCUAACUAACCAUUGCUCUGAGCUCGAGGCUCAGGAAGAACAAGUCAAACUUGAAAACCUCAUUGCACGAUACAAAAAUCUCAUCCCAACUAUUGAGAUCACAAUGAUCAAGACUGAGACCUACACGAGAUGUUACACUUAUCGCCGUGAGGUUCAUGAAGUGAUCUGUAUUCUUGAAAGUGCGAAAGAACAAGCCAUGAUAGAACCAGAACCACAGUCCUUGCAACACGUGGAACAGUUGGUUAUGGAACAGCAAUCGGCUGUACAGAAGCUCGACCGCCAGCGACCUUCUGUCAUGUCAAUGCUGCAGCGUGGUAAGGAAUUGAUCAAGGAUGCGAAUGCACCUGCUUUCGUAAGAGAAGACGUAAGAAAUCUCGAGACCGGUUGGAACGCUGCUUACGAGACAUCUAAUGACCGCCUCCAUAAGCUGCGCGAUACGCAAAAGGUAUGGUCCAACUACGAGUACCAGAAGGAAGAAUUACUGUCUGAUCUUGAUAGGAUAGAAAAUUAUGUCGCUCACCCUGGUUUGGAAUUAGGUGUCACAAACAUUGCCCGUGAGCUUCAAGAAACAAAGACAUUUAAUGCUGAUAUAGAAAGAGCCAAAUCUGAAAAGCUGCCGCAGUUGCAGCAUGCUUACGCUCAAUUGCAGUCGCUGACUGCUAACAAACCCAAGCCUGUCAUUGAGAAAGACCUCGCAGCAAUUGGAAUGAAACUAGACAGAGUGCAAGAUGAAGUUCAAACUAAAGUCGUACAUUUAGAGAAGUUCAACGAAGAAUGGGUAAAGAUUGAACAUAAAUUAGAUCAUGUUCGUGAAUGGAUAAAGAAAGAAAGCCCAGUACUAAUUUCUCAUAUUAGAUCUGAAAACAUUACUCCUGAAGAACGAGUUUUAAAGUCACAAGCAUUGCAGAAAGUAAUUGCUGAAAAACUUGACAUCAUUAAGGAGGUCGCAGAUCAAGGAACUAAACUAGCUGUAGAACACAAAGUCCAGGACGCAAACAGGCUAAAAGGGGAAGUUGCCUUGUUAGAGAAAAUGAUGGCUGAUCUUCAGCGUUCAACAGAACAUACAACCAAAGUUGUAGAACAUGAUUUAGCAAGCUGGCAAAAGUAUCAAAAAGGAGUAGUUGAGAUUAAACCAUGGAUUGAAGAAGCUGAAGCCAAACUAGGCAGUGUACCUAAACCUUCAACACUAGCUGAGGCGCAGCAAAUGCAACAACAAUCUAAAGCAUUGCUAACUGAUUGUGACAAACAGUUGAUGAACCUUCAGAUUCUUUCAAGCGUGAGCCAUCAAUUGUCUGGUAAAACAAGUGCUCCCGACGAAGUCGACGCUAUUCACUCAAGAUGGGCAGUAAUUCACGACCAAGCAGAUCAAUGGAACAACAAAUUAGACAAAUUGGUCACUAACUGGGAGAACUUUGAACGUGAGGCACAGAAAUUAGAAGCAUGGAUAGAGAAUGGAGAAAAACUCAUAAGUAGUCGAAGUGUUAGUAUGGAUUCUCCACAAGUUGAAAAAUUGGACCGUGAAUUGAACAAACUAAAGUCGUUUGGCAAUGAAAUUUCGCAACAGCAAGCUAAAAUUAUAAGCUUGUCUCAGACUUGUGACAAUAUAUGUCAUAGCAUACAACCUGAAGGAGCGACUUUAUUAAAAAAUAAUGUAGCAAGUAUUAAAGAACGCACAAACGAUUUGGCCGAAACAGUUCGAGGUCGAGUGAAUGAGCUAUCAGAUAAAAUAAUUGUCCGUCAGGAAUUCAUGACUAAAUUACAUACAUUUGAUAACUGGAUUACUGAUUUUAGGAGAAAGACUGAAAGCUAUGAUCAAAUAGCUGCGGACAAAGUAGAACCUGCACUGCAAUCUAUGCACGUCCUGCUCCAAGAACAUGCAGCAAAAGCUCCAGAAUUUACGGAUAUUUACAACGAAAUCAAAAAUAUGACGCUCUCGUCACAUCCUGAUGAAUCGCGUGCUUUGAGCGAAACCUACUCUAACAUCGCAGAGCAUUACCAAAUUAUUGAAAAUAAUAUUCAACAAAACAAGGGCGUAUUACAGAAAUGGUCAGACCUCUUGAACUGGUACGAAGACAACAAGCAACAAUUAGGGCAUAUUCAGUAUCAAAUAGACGGUCCAAAACUCACACCUGAGAGCUACGAAAUAUUACGCCAAGAAUUAGUCAACGUGAUAACUAAGAUACCUGAAUGGAAGAGCAACGUUGCUCUAUUAGAUGGACCUUCACGUGUCAAGGUUACCGACCAAAAUUCAGGUAGAAUGAUAUCACCAACGAGUCUUGUCAAGGAAAUUGAAAUGAAAGCGGAUGCUCUGCUCAACCAGGUAACGACGAAGAGAGAUUUGGUUCAAAAGGUAGGAGCUAGGUGGGACAAAUUCAAUGUGCAACAUAAUGCGUUAUCAGAAGUAUUACACAAUGUCCAAUCAGUCUUGAAUGAAAUGGCUCAAAAACUUGUACCUCUGACUGAAGCAUCAAUUCAAGAUAUGACUGAAGAACUUGACAAGUUAGAUGCAGAACUUAGGGAUAAACAAUCAGUACGAAAAGAACUAAGAGAAGAAGGCCUACAUUUGAUGAGGGAAGAUCAACCAAAUAUGGGCACUAUUCAAAAUGCCUUGGCGGCUGCUGACAAUAACUGGGACCAGAUUGUAAAUUCAGUGCGCGAUACAAAGAACAAGUAUAUACUUCUUUCAUCUACCUUACAAGAGUUGAAAAACUUUACUGUCGCUUUUGACCGGGAAAUGACAAGAGCAGAUCAACUUUACAGUGAAUGCAAAGAUGCUCCUCAUGAUUAUGUGCAAACAGCCCAUGCUUUGGACAAAGCUAAAAAAGCGUAUGAAAUUCUUAAGCGAUCCAAAGGAUUAUUGGAUCAAAUGGACCUCAUUAAGCAAUCAAUUCUUAAGCAAGCUUCUACUUUAGGUGGUUUUGAUACAAGUCCUUUAGAAGAAGCUUUCCUAAACUCUCAAACUCAAUGGGAGAAAGCGAAUGACGCUAUCAUUAAGCGCAUCCAAGACUUAGAGUCUCAACUCAUUGUAUGGAGGCAAAUUGACGAUACGAAGAACCAAGUUGUUACUUGGUUAAGUGAAACUGGUCAGAAUUUAGCUAAUGCUAGUGAUAACUUAGAAAUAAGGUUUGGACACAGCCAUUUGACCAAGUACAAAGAAGACCUUCCAAUAUAUGCUGGCUUGAAAAACAGCAUUAAAGCCAAAUGUGAACAGAUAACCAAUCUCAAUAAAAACAUUCCUGUCAGCCAAGUUUCAUCUAUAGUUGAGUAUUUGGAUAAUGAGUUUGAAGCUUUACAAUCAUUAGCUGAUAACCUUGAAACUGCUGUGUCAUCCUUGGAAACUAAAGAAAAUAAAUUAAAAGAUAGUAUAAAGCGAUUGUCAGACAGCGUAAGUAAAAUAAGAGAUGACAUCAUUCAAUGCGAUGAUAUGACAGGCGAUAACGCGAAGAUCUUGGAUCGUCUUAAGAAAUGUCAGUCAUGCAAAGCUAAAUUACAAGAGUUAAACGAUGAGAUUGAUAAUGUAGCACAAAACGUCUCAGAAAUGAACGCAAAUUAUCCUGGGUUCUACGAAUCUCUAGUUCCUAAAGAAUUAAGCGGACUACAAAAACGAUUUGAAAGCGUUGUAGUACAUGCUAACAAAACUGAAACAACGCUACUAACGUUUUUGCAAAAGCUCUUUACUGACAAGCUGAGUAUGUUCAAUAGAAAUCUGAAAAUCUUAGAUGAUAAAACUAGAUGGUGUAUGCCCGAUGCUGCAAGUGAUAAAUACAAUUUAGAAGUUAAGAACGCAGCACUAGCUGAUGUUGAAAACGGACUAGUUGAAUGUGUCGCGAAGGUUAAAGAAUUAAAAGAAGCCUGUGACAUAUUACACGUUGUUGCCGAACCAGCUUGCGCUGAAGAAGCCGCACAGCAAACAGAAAAAGCGAAAAAGAAUCUAGAUGUGCUGACCUCAAAUUAUGAACAAAUUAAGAGCAAACUGAAAGAGAAUAUUGGAGCUUGGCAAGAUUAUGAAACGUUAUUGGAAAACGUCUCAGAAUGGCUUAAAGAAAGAGAAAACAGGGUCAGACAAGAAGCAGCUAAUCUGCUUACUCUCGAUGAAAUAGACAGCAAAAUAACUGAUAUUACAGCAUUAAAUAAAGAAAUUAAAGACUAUGGUGAACAAGUCGACAAACUAACAGUUAUAGGUGAAAAUAUCAUCGCUCAAAAUACAGACUCACGUGUUUUGCAAUAUAUAAAUCAUUUAGUUACCAGAUAUCAAACGGUUUCUAAAUUUAUGGACAACCACCUGGCCAGGCUAAAAGAUUUGAAAGAGAAUAAAGGUAUAUACAAUAAGUCAAUUGCAGAAUUUAAAAAUUGGCUUCAAGAUGCAAAUGCAAAGAUUAAGGACCUAUCAGCAAUGAGCAAACAUGCUAAACCGACUCCGAACGAUCUAGAACAAGUAAAGAAAUUAAACGACAACAAAGAAAUUGGCCAAAAACUUUUGAAUAAUGCUAUUGAAUCUGGGGAAGCAUUAUUUAGUGGUAUAACACCUGAGGAUCGAGAAGCAGUUAGGAAUGAACUCAGAUCUUUAAGAGACUACUUUGAAGAUUCAGUCGAUUCUCUUAAUAACGUCAUUAAAGAUAUUGAGACUACAAUCAACAAACGUUCUUCAUUCGAUGAUACGUUCAACCAAGUUCAAAAAUGGAUUAGUGAUAAAGAGAAGGAGUUAGGUGAGUUCAAACUGGGAGCUACCUUACCUGAAAAGAAGGCUCAGCUACAUGCCAAUAAAAUAUUACAUCAAGAGGUAGAGUUACAUCAAUCAAUGUUGACACAACUGACAGAAAAAAUAAAACUUAUGCCUGACGAUGAAGCUGAAAAAAGUUUAUCUAAGACCAUUGACAGGUACCAAAACAUGGCUAAAGAGCUCCAAAAUCGGAUUAACAUCUGUGAAUCACAUGUCGCUGAACACGAAAAAUAUGUUCAAAUGUUUGAAGACACCCGUGAUCGCCUCAAUCAUAUAGUAGCUGAAAACAGCAUGCUAAACUAUGGCGUGGUUUCACAAAAAGAUGACGUCGAUUCAAAAAUCGCUGCUAUAGAAAAGGUUACAUCCAAAGCACAACAUAUUGAAAAUGAUUUAGAUGGCUUAAAAUCUCAUUUAACUUCCCUUUUAAAGUCCACAAGUUCAAAUGGACAUCCAAUUCUCAUAAGCGAAUACGAACAGCUUAGUGCGACAUGGAAUCAGUUUUCUUCUCAAUGCAAAGCCCAAGACGAAAAACUUAAAGAAACAUUAAAACAAUGGAAUGAAAGUCAAAAAACCUUAGACGAACUGGAAGAAUGGCUUAAAAUCAAAGAAAAUCAACUGAGAGAUCAAAGCUUAAAGAGUACACUAGAAGCGAAGAUUGCUCAUUUACAAAAGGUUAAAGAAAUGCAGACUGAGUUAGCUUCACGAAGUGGAGAAUUUUCCGCUUUGGCAAGAUCUAGCAGCACACAAAAUGUUGCCAGCGAAACUGAUAUUUCGACAAAAACAUCAAAACUGGCUACAAGAUACCAUACUCUAAACAAUCUUGUUAGUGAAACUAUAUCUAAGUACGAGGUGUUUGUGUCUGAGCAUAAAGAAUUCGAAAACGAUUACAAUGACAUCGAAAGCUGGCUAAUGGGUAUGCUUGGUGAGCUACAGGAUCUUAAUGAAAUUGUUGGUGAUUAUGCUGUUCUGCAAGAUAAACAGAACAAAGCUAAAGAGCUGUAUGAAACAAGAAAUAAGAAGACACCGGCUUUUGAAGAAUUCUUGGGCUUAGGAGAGAAACUUUACACACAUACCAGCCCAGACGGCAGGGAAGUCAUUCGUCAAAAGAUUCGUAAAAUCAGAACUCUAUGGGAUAGUUUUGGCGAUAGCUUCCAAGAAACUGUCAAUAAACUAGACCAGUGCCUAUUACAAUUUUCUGAUUUCUCGCUAGCACAGGAACAACUUACGAAGUGGUUAAAAGACGUUGAGAAAGCAAUGCAGCGUCAUACAGAGUUAAAGGCAUCAUUGGAAGAGAAGAAAGCACAACUGCAAAACCAUAAAAUAAUGCACCAGGAAAUCAUGUCUCAUCAACAACUUGUCGAGUCUGUUUGUGACAAAGCACAACAAUUGGUUGACCAGACACAUGAUGCAUCACUUAAUGUCUAUUUGCAGUCCAUUAAACAAUUAUUCCAAAACAUUGUUACUAAAUCUCAAAAUCUCCAAGACAACUUAGAAGAUUGUGUCAAGCGACAUGAGGACUUAGUAUGUUUGAUUCAGCAAUAUAAAGAAUGGUUUGGAUCUCAAUCAGAAAAGUUACUUGACAUCGAAAAUGCAGCUGGAGAGAAGCCAGAAAUUGUACGCAAAUUGCAAUCAGCAGUAGCUUUGAAGGACAUUGAGAAGAUAGGUUCGAAGAAGCUUGAUGAAAUACGAACUAUAUUUUCAUCUGUCAGCAAGAGCACGUCAGAACCGGGCAACGCAGCCAUCAAAGCUGAAAUCGAUAACUUACAUGACCAGUUACGCAAUGCGGUUGAAGGCAUCGUAUCGUCGGAACAGAAGUUGAAACAUACCUUAGAAAUAUGGAAUAAGUUUGAUUCGACGAUUGAAUCCAUUACAGAAUGGCUUAAGGACAAAGAAUCUAAGUGUCGCGAUCAAAGUUUAUGUUCAACUUUACAAGAAAAAGAAGCCCAGCUUCAAAGAUACGUUGAUCUUCGCAACAGUAUUAACUCUAAAGAAAAGGAGAUUGAUACAUUUGUAGAUGACUCGCACAGUUUGAUACAAUUAAGUGGCGUCGAACGUCUUAAACCUUUGGUCACGCAAGUUAGCAGCCGUUAUCAACAACUGCACGUUAUUUCUAAAGAAAUCGUCAAUCACUGGAGUGAAUUAGUCGCAGAUCAUAAGAAGUAUGUGCAACUACAUAAUGAAUUUGACAGUUGGCUUAGACCUUUAGAGGAACAAGUUUCUCAAAUGGUAGCCAAAGAAGAUAAACUAACUAUUGAAAGUAGGGGUAAUAAACUACAAGUGUUCUUGUUGGAAAGAGAUAAUGGAGAACAUAAAAUUAGUAUUCUUACUAGUGCUGGUGACAAGGUACUGCCAGAAACUGCUGCGAAUGGCAGAGAGAACAUCCGUGUUGAAAUCAGAACACUUAGGGAACGAUGGGACAAACUAAACGAUUCAAUUCUCCAGCAACAAAAGGAAUACGAAUCCCAAACACUUCAAUGGUCAAGUUAUCAAGAUGUAUUACAGCAGACGUUGUCUUGGCUCGAUGAGAAAGAAAAAAAUGUGGACACGGAAGAAAAAACAGUGCUCAAUUCUGCUCAAGAAAUAAAAUCGAAGCUUUUGAAAAAUAAGACAUUACUUCAAGAAAUUUAUUCUCACAAGAGAGUAAUUGAGACAGUAACAGAAAAAGCAAAGAGUGUGGCUGCUUCAUUGCACUCCGGGCGAGGUGAAAACGAUGAAAUGGCUAGCAUCAUAAAGUCCGUGUGGGAUCGCUACAAUGCCUUGACAAGCAGACUGUCAGGAAUUAUUGAUAAACAUGAAAGCAACUUUGAGAUAUACCAACAGUUUACGGAUCAGCAAAAGUCACUACAAGACUAUCAAAAGCAUCUGUGGGAUCGUCUGCAUCUGCUAUCAGAUUUUACUGGAAACAAAGCAGCGUUACAAAGCAAAUUAGCCAAAAUACAAGAACUACUGGAUGCUGUUCCAACUGGCAACAAUAAAUUGAAAAUACUGCAAGACUUGAUUGAAAACAAUGGUGCCAAAUUAUCGCCUAGAGGAAAAGAAGGAAUGUCCAGAGAACUGGCAUUACUUAGGGCUGACUUAGAAAAGUUCACAGCCACUGUCCAUGAUGUGAAGCGAGGUAUUGAAGAUAAGAUUGAGCAAUGGGUCGAGUUUGAUAGUGCCAAUGAUCGCCUUCAACAUUGGCUUACCGACACGGAGAUGAGUCUCAAGACGUACUCUCCCAAAGCAACUUUAGAAGAGAAAGUGGAUCAGCUCAGUAAAUACCAGGACUUAUGUAAAGCGAUUGAUAACCAUGAAACUGAUUUGAGCGCAGUUGCUUCGUUGGGUGAAGCGUUGGACCAAGUUAUUUUAGCAAAUCUAAAGAAAACAGAAAACGAUGUUGACAAGCUAUCUGACGAGUUUAGUGAUUUAAUAGAAAACUGCAAUGAUACAAGAAUAACUAUGAACUUGCAACAAAUGACAUCACGAUUCCAAUCAGUGCAAUCAACGGCGAAAGAAUUGGUUAAGAAAUGCGAACAAGCCGUUAACGACCAUAACGCUUAUCAAGAAAAGUAUAACCAAUGCACGGAUUGGAUAAAAACAGCACAAUAUUCAUUUGAAGAGUGUAACAAAACUCUAUCUAACACUCCUGAAGGUAUCAAAGCCAAACGCGAAAGCCUAAACGACUUAUUGAGCCAACGUCGCAAUGCUACCCUACUAGUCAAUAACACCUUUGAGUUGGGAGAGAAACUGUAUCCUUCCACUUCACCAGAGGGCAAAGAAUUAAUAGAACAGCAGCUUCAAGACAUCCAACAGGCUAUUGAUAAUUUAUAUGACAGCAUUACAAAGGCGGAGCGUGAUUUAGAUUCUGAGUUAAACAAGUGGUCAUCGUUUGAAGACAAUCUGAAAACUGUGCAACAAUGGCUCAGUGCCGCUGAGAAAAAUCUACCAAAAGAAAUUGAACUCAAAGCUACGUUAGACGAGAAAAGAAAUCAACUUAACGUAUACAGGACAUGUCUUCAAGAUGCUAUCGCACAUCAGCAAGAUAUUGCAAACUUAGAAGCAAGGGCACAGAGUCUGCCCGACGUAACUAAAGACAUUACAAAAGAAAUAAGUAUGCUUCAACAACGGCAUAACGCUAUUCUUGCCAGAGCAAAGUCUUUUGUCGAGCAGUAUGAAGCUAUUGUAAACAAUCAUCAGCAAUAUACUAAAGCGGUAAUGGAUUUGCAAGAAUGGGUAGAAGCUACCCACAAUACCGUCCAGCUUUGGGGUGAUGUCAAUCUUGAACGCGUUGCUUUGAGCAGCAAUUGCGAGAAGCUCAAAUCUUUGCAGCAUACUUUACCUGAAGAGAAAAACCGUAUAGAUAAAAUACGCAGCCUAGGUGAAAAAGUGUUACCCGGAACCAUAAGCCAUGGUCAGGCGAAUAUAAGAAAUCAAAUUGACGCUUCUCACCAAGAAUGGGAAGGUCUUGUGUCUUUCAUUUCAAAAACAAUCGAGGCUUUGGAGAAUAAGAUACAACAAUGGAAUGAAUAUGAAAACAUGAAAGACCAGUGCUUGGCCUGGAUAAGAAAUACAGAUACGCAAAUUCACGCUGUAGAUCUCAAGGCAACGUUAGCCGAGAAACAAGACCAAUUCAAGAAAUUCCAAGAGUUGCAAGGAGAGGUGAGGGCUAAAGAACUAGAAAUCGACAAUAUCACAGAAAAAGCACAGAACCUUUACACUGGUGUGCUAGGUCCUCGUGGUUCACAAAUAUCAGACUUGUCUGUGAAAUAUCAAGCGUUAUCUCAGAAGGUGAAAGAUCUAACAAACAGGUGGCAGCAAUACGUCAAAACUCACCAAGAAUUUACCAGCAACGUCACAGAAUGCUCUCAAUGGAUUGAAGAAUUAAGAGACAAGUUGGACUUCUGUGCUGACUUGAGCUCUUGCUCUCAGGAUGAUUUAGAAACCAAGUUAGUAUUAAUUCAAAACCUUCUACUUGCCAAGGACGAAGGUUUCACUAAAGUUCAGUCCCUGGUUGAACUUGCUCAAAAUGUUAUGGCGAAUACGGCACCUUCUGGACAUGAUGCUAUCAACAACUCUCUCGUGGCUUUGCAAGAACAAUGGUCAGCUCUUUUGUCUAGAAUGAUAGAGACUAAGAACCUACUCGACGAUUCGGUCACAAAAUGGGCUGGAUUCUUAGAACAAAUACAACUCAUAGAAAAAAGCAACACAUGGAUGGAAAACAUGCUAGCAGAGUUAACACCAUACGAAUCUUCUAUGUCUGACAAGAGAGCUCAACUUGAAAAACUUAAAGAAGUUGAAGAAAAAGCAAGAUGCGAUCGCCUUGAAGUCGAUACUUUGAAAGCAAAGGCAGCCGAAAUGCUGGCAAGCGGUCAGCAAAAUCAAGUAGCGUCUAAAGCUCAAGAAUCACUUAACAAGUUUGACACUUUGUAUGAUAAAAUCAAGAAACUGUUAGCAGAUAGAGAAGAACACUAUAAAGAUCAUAGGUUGUAUAAGGAAGCCCAUGAUGAGCUGAUCCAGUGGCUGAGUAGAGCAAGAGAAAAAGUGCCAUCAUUGAAAACUAAGCCUUUAAGUGAUAAAUUAGCGAUUGAGAAUUCGGUUGCCCCUCUGGAUGCUUUGAUUAAUAAACAAGCUCAAGGGGAGCUACUGUUGGAACAUUUACAACACACAGGUGAAGUAUUGUUAGCAAGCACUUCUCCUGAAGGACAAAUUAUAAUCAAAAAUGAAAUGAAAGCAUUGAAAGAAAGCUUCGAUGACUUAUUCAAUGAAAUUAAGCGACAAAAGAGUCAACUGGAAGAUACUGUGAAUCAGUGGCGUGAAUACAAAGACGAAUAUGAGAGAUUGUCUGAUUGGUUGCAGCAGAAGGAAAUCCACAUCAAGAACCACAAACUUGCUCUGCUAGGCACAGCCAAAGAAAAGGGCGCCCAAGUGAAUGAAGUGAAAUCGAUUGUGGAUCAGCUGAACAAGGGUAAAGCUGAGAUCGAUAAAUUUAAUGCUUCUGCUGCAGGCUUACUAUCAUCGCAUUUAGAUACGUAUGUUAAUAAUCAAUUGAGACAUCUUAACUCGAGAUACCAAGUAUUAGUGAACAUGGCAAAUGAUGUGCUCAAGAAAGUUGAAACUAACUAUGAACAACAUCAGAACUAUGACGAUAAUUAUGUCAAGACCAAAAAAUGGAUUGAUGAUGCUUGGGAGAUCACACGAAGCGGGAGUGACACUGGUAGCAACAGCAGUAAAGACGCUCUGCAAAAACGCUUAGAACAAAUUGAAGAUCUGUUAAAACGAAGAGAAGAAGGUCAAAAUUUAGUACAUGCAACUGUAAACAGCGGAGAAAAGGUGUUACGUAACACAAGAUCCGAUGGUAAAGACAAGAUCAAUACACAAUUAAAAGAACUUCAAAAUGAAUGGGACCGUCUUGUUAAGAAAAUGACUACAGCUAAAGUUCACCUGGAAACUGCAAUGCUCCAAUGGGCUGACUACAGUUCCAGCUAUUCUCAACUGCAGCAAUGGAUUUCCGACAGGGAAGCUAAAUUACAAGAAGUGUGUGAGCAAAAAGUCGCCAAGUCCAAGAAAGGCCAAGACCGUCUUGCAGGUCUUACGGCUGGGCUUAGUAUCGGUGAAAGAAAAGCCACGCUUCGUCAAACAAACAAUAUUGUUCAAGAUAUUGUUUCGUUUGAACCUAUGAUUCAGUCCGUAACUUCUAAGGCUUCAGAACUUAUGCAACAGGCUCCGGCGUCUGAGAUAACCAGCAAGUAUGAAACGCUUACCAAACAAGCUAAAGACUUAUAUGAAAAACAGAAAGAAACUGUCGAACAACAUCAAGCUUUUAUCGAUGCUGGUACAGACUUUGUCCAAUGGAUUAGAGCUGCCAAGGAAAGGUUAGGAAAGUGUUCGGAUGCUACCGGAGAUAAGGAAUCAUUAAGCAGCAAGAUAUCGCAACUAAAAGUAUUGGAAAGCGAGCUGCCUGAAGGCCAGGCAAAACUGCAGAAAGCUCUAGAGCAGGGUGAGAUAUCUUGUGGGCUAGCUGACGAUGAAGACAGAGAGGAAAUAGAAGAAGAAGUGGCGCUAAUGCAGGAAGAAUACGAUACAUAUGUUGAACAUCUAAAUAACACCAAAGCUUUAAUAGAAGGAGGUAUUGUAAAAUGGACCGAAUACGAAGAGCAGUACAAGGAAGCCUUAGACUGGUUGUCAAAGACUGAGAAAUUAGUACAAUCGUUCAAUAAACUGCAGAACAGCCUGGAACAGAAGAAAGUUGUUCUUGAAGAGUUCCAGGGGCACCUUCAAACAUUAUUCGAUUGGCAAAUUGAUUUGGAUAAGCUGAAUGUGCGAGCUCAAACCCUGCUGGAGACGUGUUCAGACACUAGGGUGUCCAAUGGCAUCACUCAACUUACCACCAAGUACAACGCUUUGCUAUCACUUGCAAAGGAAGUGAUGAAGCGUCUUGAAGUACAUUACCAGGAACAUCAACAACAUAAUGCUCUUUAUGGUGAAUGUCAAGAUUGGCUGGACAGAACCAGAGAAAAACUCAACCAAUGCGCUGAAAUACCGCACACGUUGAGUGAGGUUAACAGCAAACUUAACACUGUAAAACUUUUACGCCAGUCUCUGGAACAGGGUCAAAACAAGCUGAGGUAUCUUCUUGAGUUAAAGGAGAAAGUAACUAUGAACACCGAACAGGCCGGUGCAGCCAAGAUUCAAGAAGAUACUGACAAUUUGAAACAAGAAUUUGAUAAACUUAUCAACGAUCUUCAAGAUGUGAGGAACAAGUUGACAAGCAGAGCUGCCCAGUUUGAUGAUAUAUCUAAGAUUCACAAGUUGCUAAUAGAAUGGCUAGAUGAUAUUGACCAAAAAAUACAAUCGGAUGACUCACUUCUCAAUGAUUUGUCAGAAAAGAAAGCAAAACUAGAAAAAUUCAAGACUUUCAACCGAGAUAUAGAGUCUCAUAGCGAUCUGGUGAAGAGGUUGAAGGAAAAGCUGCAAGAAGAUGCUUCACUGAAAUCCAAGGAAAUCGACGAUACUUUGAAGCGUUACGAAGAUAUCAAGAAGACAGUUAACGAUAUGAUUUCUAAAUUGGACGACUAUGUCAACUCCCAUAUUCAAUACAAAGAGUCAUACGACAACUUCUACGAUUGGAUACGUAACUGCAAAAUGGAAAUUCAACAAUGCUCUGACUCGCACGGAGAAAAGGAAGAAGUACAGAAGAAACUCCAAAACGUUAACAAAAUCAUCGGAUCCUUACCUAAAGGGGCCGCCCUUCUUAAUAAAGCAAUCGAACUUAGUGAUGCUGUACUGAAAACUACUGGAAAUGAAGGCAAAGAUAACAUUAAUCAGGAAAUUAAACAAUUAAAGAUCGAAUGGGAGAACUUGCAGCAGAUUUGCAAAGACACUAAGAAGUUACUAGAAAAGUGUCUGUCUGCGUGGUCAGAUUACUUGGAGACUUCCGAUAAGAUGAGCAAGUGGGUGAAAGAGUUUGAUGAUAAACUAAAAUCAGUCCAAAAGGUUGAGAAGAUCACGCCAGAACAUCUUGAUAAGUGCCGAGAACUUCUGGCAGAAGCAUUAGGACAUAAACAUGUUUUGGAAGAACUUAACGACAGGUGUGAAAAUCUCAUGGAACUCAGCGCAUGCGCUUGGGUCCGUGACAAAACCGUAAACCUGCAGACUGAGUACACAACUCUGUUGACCAAAAUACAAAGUCUUGUUUCAAAUGGCGAAAAGAACUUGUCAGACCAUACGGAAUUCAUAAAGGCUAAAGAUGAAUUGCAGCAGUGGUUGGAAACUGCACAUGGAACCGUACAUGAUUCUAUUGGUGUUGGUGACAUAGAUACCACGAAAGAUAAAUUGGAAACUGUCAAACUUGUAAAUAACCGUAUGACUGAAGGACAUCAUCUCUUAGUCGUGUUACAGGAAGCAUUCAAGAAAGCGUUGAACAACACCCCACCUGAAGAACAGGAUGGUCUCCGAAAUGACGUCAAAGUCCUACAAGAGAGCUGGGAUCAGUUGAAGAUUGAUUUGAACUCUAUCACGGCUCAGCUUAAGGCUGCUAUUGGCAAAUGGGAGGACUUUGAGGAAACCAAGAACAAAAUGAAUGAAUGGAUUAAUGAAACUCAGCAAAACCUAGAUAAAGUCCCGCCUACAGGCGGUGAGCUUGGUGAAAUGAAGACUUUGCUAGAAAAAUAUAAGCACAUCGAGGAUGAAAUCAGUAACAAGAAGCCCGAACUUGAAAGAUUAAAAGGUGAAGCUGCAGAGCUUAGCAGCUGGGCAAAGAAACCUGCAGCUAAAGAAUCUGUCACCGAGCUAGAGAAAAAGUGCAACGCUUUGAAAGCCAAAUGCGCAGCACGAAAGGCUGAAUUGGAAUCUGAAAUUAAGGACUAUAAUCAGUAUCACCAAUCACUGCAAGACACUGAAAAAUGGUUGCUGCAGAUUUCAUUCCAACUGAUGGCACAUAACUCCUUAUACAUCGCAAAUCGGGAGCAAACAGAGGAGCAGCUAGCCCAACAUGCUGUUUUGUUAGACGACAUCCAAAAGUAUCGCACGACGCUUGACGAUUUAGAAGGCAAGGGACGAGCUCAAAUCGAGCGUUAUGAAGCUAGCACUCCUAAUAUUCGUGAUACGGUUGGGAAACAGUUGAAAAACGUGAAUGACAGUCAUAAGUCUCUGCUCGCGACCGCUUUGCAGAUCGAGCGUCGUCUUAGAGAAGGUCUCGCUAAAUUCAAGGAAUACGAAGACACUUUGGAAAGUAUUCUUAAUAAUUUGGACGAGUGUGAACCAGCCAUUACAGAAUUAGACGUGCCUGUCGACGGAUUAUCCCACGGCCGUGACUUGCUGGACAAAGCUAGGGCUUUGCACAACCGCCUCCAAACGGAGAAGAGCCGGCUGUCUGCGGCCGUGGCCGCUUGCUCGGCAGCGGCGGCGUCCGUCUCGCGGCCCUCGUCGCCCGCCGACUCGGCGCCGCUGCCCAUCCCGCCGCGCGAGCUGCAUGUGCGCGCACGACUCGAAGACCUAAUUGACCAGACUCAAGUGGCCGAUCUAUCCGCGCCGAAUCGUAUCGAUGAAUUACUAAAGAAUGUAGAAGAGCCGGAGUUCGCCGAAAAGCUUGUGGCUUUCGAACAAAAGGUACAAAGCCACCUCGAGACGUUGGGCGAUGCCGUCCAAGGCAUGGAGGAAGCCAUGAAGCAGGUGCUAGAGAUCCAAGAUUGGAUCAAUGUGCACAAGGCGCUGGCCCGCGAUUGGCAGGCUAACCCGUCCAAGCUACGCACCGAAGCUGCCAAACAGGACAUGGCGGCGAUGAACGAUGCACUGGCGUCAUUGAGCGAGAAGAGAAACAGGCUGCUCACUGAAAUACCAACCGAAGGUUUGGAAGAUGAAAUUAAUCUUGAAGAAGAACUAGACGAACUAGAAGAUGCGAUUCUUAAAGCCAUUGCAAGGGAAAAGGACAAUCAGGGCAUUAUCGACGAUUACCGCAACAAAUGCCAAGAAAUCCACGACUGGUUCGACUCGGUGCUUAAGAAAAUGUGCCUCGCAGACAAAGGGUCCGGCCUCCCCUGUCCUCAGAAGUUGAGCGCUUUGAAGGAACUUGCAGCUGAGUUUGAAAAGUCUGGGAAGGAAAAGGUUGAUGGUAUCAAAGCGGUCGGUUCACAAGUUAUCAACAUUGUUAGUAAUCUGGAAAGCCAACAAGUUGAGGAGCAGAUGAAGUCUGUUGAAAGAAGAUACAACGACAUCUCCAAACGCAUACAACGUAAGCUCCAAAUGCUCGAAAUUACAUACAAGGCUAUCGAUGGCACUAAGAGUGAAGUAAACGCUCAAAAUGAUUGGAUGCAAAAGGAGAUUAACAAUAUGCUACAUCCAGAACCAUUGGGAUAUGAAAGUAAAUCUAUUAAAGAAAGACAAAAGAAGGUUGCCAAUUUAUUGAAAGAGGCCGAUGGUAAAAAAACUAUAAUCGAUUCUUUAGAAAAGAAGGUAAGCAACAUUCAAUCCGAUCUGGAACCUUCCGAACAGACACAACUAGAAUCUGAAUUGGCUGAACUGUCUUCCAAGCAAAAGCAACUAGCAACACUUAUUAAACAAGAAAUAGAAAGACUAGGUCCAUGCCACGAAGAAAGAAGAAAACUUGAAAACGACAUAGAAAAAGCUAAAAAUUGGCUUAAGGCUAAACUUGCAGAGAUAAAAAAACUUGGUGGCCCAGUACCACUUGAAACAGCUAAGGUAGAAAAAGAGAUCGCUAUUCAUAAAAAACAUCAAGGUGAGCUGUCUGAUUUCAACAAUGACACACUGAGUGAAGUCAUGCGUCAAGGCAAUGCCGUAUCCAAAGACUGUUCUCCCGAAGAUCGUGCUAAAUUACAAGCAAUUUUAGAUGACUUGAAUAAAUCAUACACAUCUGCUAAGGUAGAUAUUGACGAUAAAUUAGCAGCAUUAAACAAACUUAUGCAUGGUAGAAACGACUUUGAAUCUGAAUUAGCUAAAUGUCAAAGCUGGCUGAAUGAGGCAGAAGUAGCAGCAACUCCUGAACUUAGAACUUCAAGCCUACAACUAUUAGAAGAACAAUUAGCCAAGUUUGAGAAACUUAGUAAAGAAGCAGAAGAUGUUGAAAAGAAUAUUGGAAAGAUCAAGGAUAAAUCUAAGGAUAUUUUGGACACUCUAUCAGACUCGAAUAAAUUACAACUAAAAGAACAAGUAAACGUGUUGUCAGAUCGAUUUGCCAGAAUUAAUGCUAUAAUUAAUGACAAAAAGAAUAUUCUACACAAACAUAUCAAAGAUUACAAAGAUAUUGCUGCUAAGAUUGCUGCAGCUCUGGAAUUCUUGGCCGAAAUCCAGAAUAAACUUAAAGCUUUAAACAAACCAAUUGGAAGCAAAGUUGAAGAUGUCCAACCAAUUAUCCAGGCUUAUGAGUCAAUCUUAGGUGAUCUCAAAAAGAACAAAGCAAUGUUGAAUGAGUUACAAGGGGGUAAUCUACACGACUUACAGGAUAUUUUAACUCAACAAGAUGAUUUGAUGGGCACUAUUGAAGAUCAAAUAUCAAAACUGAAAGUACUUUUACUGUUACGAGAACAAUUCUUUGCCCUUAUCAAAGAAAUUAAUGAGUUUAUUGCCAAGUACACUGAUCUCACAUCUGAAAUUGAGAAAUCGAAUGAUUCUUUAGAAGACAAGAUCAAACGAUAUGACGAUAUCAUUGUAAAGAUUCAAGGAUGUGAAGCUUUAUUAGCAACAGCAACUGAUAAAGGUCAACAAAUUGCUGCUGAGGGCACUGUUAUUGAUAGAAAUAAUAUUACAGAACUCUUGCAGUCUCUCAAACAACAGUUGCUAACUUUGAGAAGGAAUGUAGAAUCGAAACGGCAAGAACACGAAAGAGCAGCUGCAGAACACAAGAAACUGGCAUCUGAUCUGUCUGAAAUUUUAGAGUGGCUUCAUGACAACGAAGCCGCUGUGCAUUCACGACCUCUACUUAACAGAGACGUGGCAAGCGUAGACAAAAAACUUGCAGAACACGUCAAUCUUGCAAAGAGUAUUCAAACUUACCUGGACAAACUCACUAAAAUUACUGAUAUGAUCAAAACCGACGAUGGAGUCCCCAGUUCAUUAUUAGAGAUGGUAUCAGAAGCUAACUCUUUGAAAACAUCGUUACCUGCUGAGUUGGCCAACCGUGAGAAAUAUCUUCAAGAUAACAAAAAAUAUAGGCAACAAUAUUUACAAUUGGUCGAGAAACUAAACAUCUGGAUAAACGAAGCAGCUAUUCGUCUAGAUAUGGGCAAAAAUGGCACAGAUUUUGAGAAUAUUGAAUCAGAUUUAGAAGAACACAAGUCAUUCUUUAACGCUUCAGAACCGGAAAUGAAAGACUUAAUAGGAAAACGUAUGCAAGACAUUGUCGACAAAAUCUGGCCGUCGUUGGCGGCGACGGAACAAGAAGAGCUAUCUAAAGAACACCAAAAACACAAUCAACUAUUGAAGAAUACUUUGAACUCUGCUAAGAGUCGACAGGCUCAGUUAGAGCAGGACUUGGAGAUUUGGAAGGACUUCUGUCAGUUGGUGGAUAAAAUCAAGGCAAUGUUGGAUAAGAACGAUAUUAAGGACGAAGCGGUGACAACGGUGGACGCGCUAAGACUUCAUCUUGAAAAGCUGAAUCACGCUAGGAAUGAUCUUGAGAACCAACAGCCGCUCUUGGACGUGGUCCGGGAGCGGGCGCGCGAGCUCUGCUCAGGCGCGGACGCCGCCAGCGGCGAGCGCGUCGAACAGCGCACGCGCGAACUAGCCGACCGGUGGAACGUCUCCUGUGAAGGUCUCGCUAAGCGCGCUGCGACAGCUGAGAACCAGCUCCAACGCUGGAGUCAGCUCUUGGAAGUGCAGAGGAGCUUGGCAGCGGGCAUCACCGCGGCAUCCGACCGGCUGCGCCAGCUCGACUUCAGCCCGAGCACGAGGCGGAAGGCUGUGGACACGAGACAUGCGUUGCAGGAGCUCCAGAGCGAAGUGGCAGGCCUCGAGGACACGAGGGACGAGCUAUUGGAACACGCGGACUUUGUCGUUGCGCUGCUGAAGCCUCACUCAAAGGAGACGGCCGAGGAGACCGACCGAUCCGUCAAGGAGCUCGUAGAUACUUAUGAGAAAUUGCGACAGACUUUAGCGGCGAAGCUCGCCGAAAUCGACGAAGUAGUGUCCGAAUUCGACCGCGUGUCCGAGAAGAUAGACGCCUUCCGACAGCGAAUAGAAGUGUGCAUCGCGAAGGUCAAGACUUUCUACGCGUUCGGAGAAGACAACGAGAGCGGGCUCCGCUCUCUGGCCAAGGAAGUCUCCGAUCUCGCGGAGGCCACGAAGAACUUUACGGACGAGAGCAGAAAACGUUACGGCGGCUCCGCCCCUGCGGACGUUUCGCAGGAGUUGUCCUCUCUCGAGCUGUCUGCGGAAGCUUUGACUGCGGCCAUGGAGGAGAAAGAGCGGGAAUGGAAGCGCGCGCGCACGGCGCGCUCUGAGUACACGGCUGACGUCGAGGACGUCCAGGCCUGGGUCCGCGCCGCGGAGCUCACGGCUCGCGACCGCGCGCUGCCGCCCGAGCCCUACCGCGAGCGCCUGGUGGCCACUCGCGCCGAAGUGCCAAGCGUCACAGACCGUAUGGAGCGGCUGACGCGCAAUGCGCGCGCCAUCGUAGAGGGUUCACGCGACGCCGCCGAGCGGCAGCUGGUAUCGUCGACAGUGAGCGCGCUGGCCGAGCAGCUGGCGGCGGUCACCAGCGAGCUGGAGGCGCGACAGGCGGCGGUCGAGGACGCUUGCGACGCGGUGGCCCGGGUCCUGGCGCUACUCGAGCGCGUCCUGCUCUGGGUCGAGACGCAGCGAGCAUUCCUCGCGCGCCCGCUGCCCCUCGCUGACCUCGCUGAGGCUCAACAAAAACAGACUGAAUAUGGAAAUGCACUCAAGAGUUGUAAGCAGCAAACAAAGAAUUUAGCAGAUAUGACUAAGGAAAUAGAAGCCAUUGAACGCGUCACGAGUUCAGGGGAUUUGCCCGGUAGACUUGAGGCGGCGGAAAAUGCAACCAUAGACGUUGAAAAGCGAUUAGCAAAGACCAAUGGUUUAUUACAAGAACUUGCGGAAGAAUGGGAGAGGUGCGAAAAGAAGCUUAAAGAUGUCGGCCACUGGUUGGAAGCUACGACGCGAGCGCUCGAAGCGCCACAGAAUGCUAAGAAACCCCUGAGGGACCGGCUGGCACUCAGAGAGAAACUUAUAAACGACAUCUCCACACAGAAAACGAAGAUUUCGUACGCCGUUGAGAAACUCAACGUACAUUUCGGGCCGGACGGCGUGGCGGCGCAGUCAGCGGGCCCGGAGGGCGUGACGGAUGCGGCGCGCGCGCUAAACAGCUCCUUGGACGCGCUGGGCGCCAGCACCGGCUCGCAGGCGGCGGCGCUGUCCGCGGCGCUGCAGCAGGUGGAAGCGUACUGCGCCGACGUGGCGCGGCUGCGCGCGCAACUGCUCGACGCCGAGCAGCAGCUGCGGCACGCGGCGCAGCCUAACUACAGUCCACGCGACCCCGAGCGCGCGCAGAGACAACAACAGGAGGUCACCCGGCGUAUCGAUGAGCUGACUCGGGCUAUCUACGGCCUGGACCCGUACUUCGUGAUGCCCCCCGCGACGCCCUCGGACGAGGCGGCGCGCACGCUGGCGGCGCUCGUGGCCACCGCCGACAGCGCCCGCGCGCGGCGCGCACGCUCGCCCGACCGCCGCGCCCGCCCGCUGGCCGUGCCCCAGCCGCCCCGCGGCCGCAGUCCUGCCUGGGUGCUCGGAGGAACCACCUACGCUGAGAUAGUCCGCGGUCAGGGCUCCAGAUCUAGCUCUGUCUGUUCUCAGAGAUACCCGAGCACCCAGAGGCACUAUGAGAUCCUUAAUGUCGAAGAACCCCGCAUCGGUUCCUCCGCAUCUCACGGCGAAUACAGUGAAAUAAGUGCACGGUGUGAACAUACAGAAUACGAUAGUGCUCGGUCCAGUGAGACCUGCGUGUAUGAAUGUGAAAGUGAACCUGUUAGGGUAGAAAUUUGCCGGGACGAAUUUGUACCAUAUAUUGAGGAGGACUUUCAUGUAAAUAAACCUAUGGACUCUAAGGUUCAGGAACCCGUUCAUGUGGCACAGGUUGUGGAAACCGUGGAGGAACUCCCGGUGCCAUCAUUAGAAAUAAUUCGACCUGACUAUCAGGAAAAAGAGCGCAGUCCUGACAGUCGAAGUCGAUCUCAGGAUUUAUCUUAUGCGGAAAUUCUAGCUCUAGGAUUACGUAGACAACCUAAAACACAAACAAUUGUAACUCUUCCGAAACCACAGGUCGCGCAAGUUGAUAUAGCAACGGAAGUUACAAAAGAAGUAGAAACUCGGAUAAACCAAAAAGAACGUACUGAUCAUUUGAAGCUAAAACCAGAGAAGCCAGAGCGAUCGCAACGUAGCCGCUCCAGGGACAUGCCGAGACAAAGGCGAGCUCCCGAAAAAAGGCAGCCUAAGGCUCACGAAACUCAAGUGCAGAAAAAGAAAAAAGUUACUAAAAAAGUAAUAGAAGUUGAUGACUUUGAUGACGCUGAUAACGAAGACAUGCCAACUUUCGUUGAAAUGAAUGUAGAAAAACCAGAUACUUUUAGAAAAGAGGUUACUAAAAAAGUACAACACAGCGCUACUGUUGUGGAAACUGUUACUGAAAUGGUUUUAACAAAAGUUGAUCAAGAAGAACCUAUUGAUAUUGAGCAUAAGAAAACAAAAAAGAAGAAGCCAAAGAAAUACAAGACUAAUGAGGAUGAAAUCGAAAAAGCACUUAAGGAGAUUGAAAGUCUUGAUAAACACAAGAAAAAGAAAAUAAAAGAUAUUCAUGAAAAGACAGAACCUGAGUUUUCAUUUGAAGAUCAAGUUAACAAGGACAAGACAACAAGUCUUGAAAUCCAAGUUUCACCAGAGGGAGCGACAGAAAAGCUAAAAUCUAAGAAAAAUAAGCACAAAGUUAUGGUCACAGAUUUUAUAACUAUAGAAUCACAGGUUAAAGAACCAGAAACACGAAUGCAACAUCAAAAGAUAACUGAAAUGCUAGAAAAUGAUAAAGUAGUUGCUGAGGUUGCAGACGAUACUAACCAGGAAGUCAAGAAUGAACAAGAUAAUAAGAGGCCUAAAAAUAAAAAUAAAAAACCCAAAGAAGAAAAACACAAUGUACAAUCCCAGGAUGUUGACAAUGCUUUGAAUGUUUCGCAUUUGGAUGAUAUAAAAAUUGUAACUGAAAAUAUAACAAAGGAUGAUCGAUUUGAUAUUAGUAAUUUUAAUGAAAGUCAUGCGAAAAGCGAUAAGCCAACUAAAAAGUUGCCCAGUGCAGUAACAUCGACAUCUGAAAUAUCUAGUAACUCGGAAAUAACAUUACUGACAACCGAAACAUCGCUAACACAUGAGUUUCUAGACAGUUCUGAAAUAGAAGGUAAAUUUAUACAGCAAUCUUCCUUUGACAAAACGAUACACAACCAAGGUAUGCCUGAAAAAGUUACUGCCUGCCUGGAAAUUUCCAAAGAGAAAUCUAAGAAAAAGAAAGACAAAAAAGGUAGUACUAAAACUCAAAGUCAAGCUCUAAACUUGAUAGAAACUAAAACUAAAACGGAUUUAGAAACACAUAUUGAAACAAGCAUUCAAGAUAACACCGGAGAAGGGCCAAAUAUCCCUACCCAAAUAGAUGAUCAUUUAUCUCAAAAUGAGACUGUCAAGAACGAAUCUUCUGAAAUUGUAGACGUGUUUCUUGAAAUAGAACAAGUUAAGAAGGAAAGGGGAGUAACGGAACCUGAUAAAAAAAUAUUGAGUCUUAACCGGGAGAGUCCAGAAACAGUUAUUAAUGAAGCUACUCUAAUUCAGCAAGAGGAUACAGAAUCAAAGCUUACGUUAAAUAAAUCGGCCAAGGGUAAAUCCAAGUUUAAGAAGACAAAACAGUUACAUAAUGAUCCAGAAAAAGUUUCCGAAACUGUAGGAAUUUCAGACGAAACUGACAAUACUUCGGAGAAACAAACAGUUCCUAAUUCUAAGUGUAAAAGAUCUAAGCAAUUGGAAAACGAGUCUAAGACCCAAGCUUUAAUAGAAACGGAAGGUAAGCCCAUUAAACAAACUGAUGAAGAACAAUUCGAAGUAGUGAAGAGCCAUAAAAAGAAACCUAAAUCUAAAAAGCCAAAAGUAGUACACGAUGAAAUAGAACGAGCCUUAAAAGAGAUUGAAGAGUCACAGGCAUCAAAGAAGAAAGAAAAGUAUGCGGAAAAAAUACUGAAGAAAAAUCAAUGUUCGGAAUAUUUGUCAGAAUCUCGCAGGACUGAAAGUAAUGUAGAUAUUAUACAUGAAGUAAAAGAAAACCGUAUUACAAUGGACUGGAAUACACUGAUGGCUGAGGAAGAAUCAGUUCCUCUAGAAAUUAUCAAACAACCGGAAACACUAGAAACAACUCAACAGGUAGCCACUGAAGUGACUAUACUUGAAUCUAACGCCAUAUUGAAGGAAGAGUUAAAAAAUAUUUCUAGAGAUAAUAUAUGUGACGUUAGUUCCGAAAGUACUUUUAACGAAACGAAGUUAACCAAAGAUUUGGUUACUACUAAAGUCGACAUUAAAAAUAUAGAACAAGAAACAGCAGCAAGUCUUGCCAGCGAACAAAAUAAUAACGAUAAAAAUUUCAACACAGAAUCCCUUAAAGAUACUGUAAUAGUUGAAGAAACUACUAUCGAACCAGUAAUUGAAGAUGUAAAGACUAGAACUAUAUACCUUAUAACUCACGAAGAAAAGAAACUACCUCCCAUCAGGACAGUCAAAGUAUUUAACAGUAAAAGCAAUUCUUUGGAAGAAUCGGAAAAUAUUAAAGAAUCAACUGCAGGUGCAAUCACUGAUGCAAAGUCUUCCACUUCUCAAGUCAAUUAUGAUAAAAUCACUACUGAAGAGGAGAAAACCGAGAAAGAACGAUUAGUAGAUAAAGACUUCCAUGAUUUACGUAUAAUAAGCAACUAUACACAAGCUACAGUAGAAAAUACUGACAUGCACACUAUUUCUAAAGAGUUAGAUAAGUCUUCCGUAAAAACAUAUGAAGAAACUGAUUCUUCUGUUAUCGAUAUAAGUAGCAGCGGUGAUACUUUGAAAGAUGACUUGCGAAAACCUCGUCUAGAGGAAGCGGAUAAGUCACUAUCUUUCGUUCAUGUACCAGAAUCUUCAGCACAUACAAUUUCAAAAACAGAGGUCAUAACUGUUUCUAAAUUUCAAACUAACGUCAAAAUUGAUAAAAAUAAUAUGGCCGACUACAAAGAGAUACAUAAAGCUGAAACUAUAGUAACGGGCCACGAGAUAACCGAUUCUGAAGUAGCGGCAGAAGAUCAAAAUACAAAUGAGGUCGAAGAAGCCAUAUUUGGUUCGGUAAAAGACCGUAAUAAAAAUGUUAAAAAAGAAUCUCAAAGCUCUUCAAUUCCCUAUGAGGCGCUUGAAGAGAUCAAAACCUAUUCAUUAGAGUUAGAUUUCGAUCAGAUAGAUUAUAAUUAUUAUCAGCAUGUACUUAAAGAACGUGAAGACAAAGAGAAAUUGACUGAAGUUAAUUUAUACAAGAACAUAGUACCGAAAGAAUCACGUAAAUCAGCUGAAGCUACUGAUACUUGUACAGAAGUUCUGCGUCAGCUCAGGGAAGAAACUCCUAAGUAUAGUUAUCAUGAGAUUAAUGCAGCCGAAGCCUUGCUUGCUUCUCUCUCAACUGAAUCAACUUUGCAAACUAUACCAAAUAAAGAAAAUAAGACUGCAAUUGAACCAGAAAAUGAAACAUUAUUGAAUUUACAAAACGGUUGCUGACCUACUGUUUCGACUGGUAAUAACGAACUAACAAGUAUUGAAAACGUAGGUACUCAAGAACCGCAUCGGCAUGCGGAUGCUCUUAAGUACCUUAGUCACGAAGUGCAUCCGCAAAGUUAUCACGAACUUGUAGAUGCGGAAAGUAUAUAUGUUAUGAAUAAAGAAUGUCGUCAAUCUCCGGCUGAGCAGUUAACCUUCGAGGAAUUGCUUAAGCAUACCCCUGACGUUGAGAUUAAUGCAGCCGAAGCCUUGCUUGAUUCUCUCUCAACUGAAUCAACUUUGCAAACUAUACCAAAUAAAGAAAAUAAAACCGCAAUUGAUCCAGAAAAUGAAACAUUAUUGAAUUUACAAACGGUUGCUGAACCUACUGUUUCAACUGGUAAUAACGAACUAACAAGUAUUGCAAACGUAGGUACUAAAGAACCGCAUCGGCAUGCGGAUGCUCUUAAGUACCUUAGUCUUGAAGUGCAUCCGCAAAGUUAUCACGAACUUGUGGAUGCGGAAAGUAUAUAUGUUAUGACUAAAGAAUGUCGUCAAUAUCCGGCUGAGCAGUUAACCUUCGAGGAAUUGCCUAAGCAUACCCCUGAUGUUGAAAUUAAUGCAGACGAAACCUUGCUUGCUUCUCUCUCAACUGAAUCAACUUUGCAAACUAUACCAAAUAAAGAAAAUAAAACCGCAAUUGAACCAGAAAAUGAAACAUUAUUGAAUUUACAAACGGUUGCUGAACCUACUGUUUCAACUGGUAAUAACGAACUAACAGGUAUUGAAAACGUAGGUACUCAAGAACCGUAUCCGCAAAGUUAUCAUGUACCUGUGGAUGCGGAAAUGACUAAAGAAUGUCGUCAAUUUCCGGCUGAGCAGUUAACCUUCGAGGAAUUACCUCAGAAUACCCCUGAUGUUGAAACAUUUGAAAAAUUGAAGAUGUCUGAGACACAAUCUACCAACGUACAAAUUAAAGAAGAUGCCAAAGAACUAACUCCGAGUUUAAUGAAUAUAGUCUGUGAACAAACAAGGCAUAACUACCAUGAAAUUAAAGACGCUGAAUGUUUAUUAGCUAUCACAAACACAGUUGAAGAUAGUCAACAAGUAGGAUCUAAUACUGUGGAAUCUACCGAAAAACAAGAGAAAACAGUUUCAACAAGUGAAGAAGAACUCACCGCAGCAUCUUCAGUAGCAGACAUAUAUAUUGAUGCUGCAAUUAACGAAACAAGUUUAGAGCAUGUCCAAUAUGUGCCCGUGACCAAUGGACUGAAUAAAGUAACCACUGUGACCAACAGUCAAAUAAAUAUUAAUAAAUUACGUAUCCAUGAAUUGCCUAGAUUUAAUUAUCAAGACAUUUAUGACGCGGAAAAAUUAUAUGCGAUUAUAACAAGCCGUUCUCAUGAAGAAAUCACUGGAUCAGACAUAAUUCAAUCGCAGGAACACGUUAAGUCACAGACGUUGGACGAGACAAUCCAAAAUUCGGAUAAAAGAUCUAUAAUAUUAAAACCAGAAAAAGAAAUGAAAGCCGAUCAAAAAAUAAAUGAACUUACCAAUUUGAUUGAAAAUUCUGCCAAAGAUGCAGAACCUAGACCUGCGGGCAGCUUGGGAUUGGUUUUAGAAUCAUUGCGAUAUAGUUAUCAUGAAAUUCAAGAUGCCGAACAGAAACUGGCUGUUCUUAUCACUGAUAAAGAAAACAAAACCUUAGCAAAAAUCAUGGAAGAUGACAGUAGUAUGAAAUGUAUCGAAAGUCAAGCUGAAAUAAUAAAUAAGCAAGAUCUUUUUAGAGACGAUCCGAACGCUGCAGAACCUCAAAGCUGUACUUCUACCAUAUCAGAUCCUACUGAGUCUUGUAUUCCAAAUAAGGAUGCAAAUUAUGAAGAAAAGCAAUUUGACUAUGUAAUACCUGAAGAUGAACUGAAGCAUACCUUAGUUUCUAUGAUAUUUAAGGAUAAAACAUUUGUUGAAAAUAGUAUACAAGCUGCAAAAACGAUACAAGUUGUUGACAUUGAAAAUAAUUCACCCUCUGAUGAAGGUGAUUCUCAUACAUUUAUCGAACGUGAUAAUGACGUUGACACGGGUAAAAAGGGCGAGUCUCGCAUUGCAGAAGAGGAAAUAGAUGAUGAAUCAGGUUUUGUUAUAGUAAGCACCAAAUAUGUGAUCCAAGAAAAGCCUUUAGAUUCAACAAUUAACUUUAUUCAUACCAUUAAUGAACCAGUGUGCACCAGUAUUUCUCAAGUCGGUACGGUUAUAACAUCCGACCUGAGUGAGAAGCCUGCCGAAAAACCAUCGUCAGAACCUACAAUAAUAGAAGAAGCCAAUUUGGAAGUAGUAAAUACACCACCACUCACGUUAAACGAUUCUCGUGAGUUGAUUCAACACGAAAUACAAUCCACCUUCAAUGUUGUAACUAAAACAUGUACUAAAGCUGAUACGCAAUUUGUUACGGACCAAAGUGUUCUCAAAUCUAAAGAUUCAGAUGUUUCUAUUCAAUUAGGACAAAAUAUUAUAUCACCCAUGGAUACUGACAUUGAAACCGUUAUUCCGGAACUAAGUGAUUUCGUUAAUGUGACAAAAUCUAAAACAGCUACUGAACAAAUAGUUUUACCACGUCCAGAUUCCGAAAUUAGUAAACCAGUAUUAAUUAAUGAACCAGUGUGCACCAGUAUUUCUCAAGUCGGUACGGUUAUAACAUCCGACCUGAGUGAGAAGCCUGCCGAAAAACCAUCGUCAGAACCUACAAUAAUAGAAGAAGGCAAUCUGGAAGUAGUAAAUACACCACCAUUCACGUUAAACGAUUCUCGUGAGUUUAUUCAACACGAAAUACAAUCCACCUGCGAUGUUGUAACUAAAACAUGUACUAAAGCUGAUACGCAAUUUGUUACGGACCAAAGUGUUCUCAAAUCUAAAGAUUCAGAUGUUUCUAUUCAAUUAGGACAAAAUAUUAUAUCACCCAUGGAUACUGACAUUGAAACCGUUAUUCCGGAACUAAGUGAUUUCGAUAAUGUGACAAAAUCUAAAACAGCUACUGAACAAAUAGUUUUACCACGUCCAGAUUCCGAAAUUAGAACCGAAGUGAAAUCUCCCAUUCAUAGCUUGCAAGAUUUACUCCCUUCUAUAGAUUCUAUUCCCGAAUUUAAACCUUCAUAUCCCGUUGUAAUUUCAAACUUAUCAGCUGAUGCUCCUGAGUUUACCCCUUCUUACAUGUACAAAUCUAUAGAAUCAUCGUCAGAAAUGAUAAUUCCUUUUGGUAUUGAGCAACAAAAACAAUUUCCGGAAUUACAUGGAACUAAAGACAUUACUUUUAAUCCUGAAACAGAUACUGAAGUGAAAACUUCUUAUUCCACAAUUUUACAAACUAAGAAGGAAAAAGAAUCUCUGUCUGGAAGGGACAUUUCAGACCCUGCCAACAAAACACCUAUGGAAACUCCGAAUGAGACUGAUAAACUAACGGAAGAAGACACGCAAGCUCCAUCUAAACGACACAAAAAGAAGAAAAAGAAGGAAGAUAAGCGAGAAAAAAUCGUAGAACAACCUACGAAUUUUAGUACUGAAUCUGAAGAUGUUGAACCAAAAACUGCCGUUAUUGAGCCGAUAAAUGUUUGGGCUAAAAGUAGUGAAGAUGGCAAAUCAUAUGCUGAAGUAACAGCAGAAGGGUUGAUCGAAAAUAUAGACAGUAAUUUGAAUAAACAACAAGAAUCACAGCUUAUAUACGAAUCUCGUGUGAAACAUGACGUGAAAUCCAGUGCACCUGAGGAAAUUAGAAUUACACCAGACCCACAGAUAGUAGACUCUAAUGAAAGUUCUUGGGCAAAAAUAGUUUCAAUCCAUCAUAAUUCUCCUGAAAGAGUCGAAGAAGUACCGCACAAAGAAACAUUUAAAGGAAUUCCUGUACACAGACCACCACUGAUAUUAGUAGAUGAAAGUAGUUCCGAAUAUAAACCUGAAGCGCCUGUUGAUACAGAAGGUUUUAUCAUUGUUGAGAAAAGGAGCCGCUCUAGGUCUAGAUCAAGAGAUAACAGGUCUCGAUCAAAAUCAAAUGUUACACUUUCGUAUGAAAAACGUGAAAAAUCUGAAAAUAGGUUUCAAGCACUACCCAUUCUUAAACCAAUAGAACCAGUGGUCACUAGUCCUAAUGAAGAAGAAAAAAACGAUUGCGGAAAGGAUGGAGACAAGAAAACAUUGAUGAAGGUUGAAAAAUCAAAGAAAAAUAGAGGUCGGUCAGGAAAGUCUAAAGAAAAAGAAAUCAAUGUGCAAGUAGUAGUAACUGAAUUCCCUCAUACAUAUGAAGAAGACGAACAUCCAAAGAAAGAUAAGAAGAGAAAAUCAAAUAAAUCCAAAGAAACUGUAAAAUCAGAAGAAAUAUCUAAAUCUAAAGAAGAAGUGCAUGAAACUUAUGAAGAACCGAAAAUUGAAACAGGAGUAAAAUCACCUCAACUAGAUGAAGUUGAAGAUAAAAAGAAAAACAAGAAAAAGAAAAAGGAUAAACUCUCUUCACCUCUGAGGGAAGGCAUUAAAUUAAAACCUUUGGAAGAAUUUAAGGUGGAAGAAAAACAAAAACACACUGUUGAUAAAUUAGUUACUCAGACUUCAGUGUCCAGUCCCGAAUCUAUUCACACACCUAUCAAAGAUAGGUUUUAUAACGAAGCUCAAUACUGGAAAAAUGACCCGAGCGGUAUUGAUGAAGUUCUUACCAUAGAACUAAGUCCAACAAAAGAAAUAACUUCUAUUACUACAGAAAAUAAAGAGAUGAAAUCUGUGAAUACUCCUACAUGUAUUGACAAAACUGAAACGGAAAAUAUACUACAAUAUAAAACUGAGCAGACAAAGAUAAUUAAAGAAACUAAUAAGACAGAGACAAAAUUAACGGAAGAGUUGUCGCUUGAAAGUAAAAUGGCUGACUUGCAAAGAGAAAUUGAAGAAAUGCUAGAACCUGAAGGUUCUUCUUUAGUGAGCGAUGACACGCCAAAAGAAUUAAUAAGCUCUGCAAGUUCAGAGUCUCAAAAUGAUGUUAUAGAUAACAUUACACCUUUAUUAGCGUCUCCUGAAUCUGAGGCAGAGAUCGCAAUUACUGAAGAAGAGUCACCUCUAACUUCCAAAAAUACAAAAUCUAAAGAAGAAGUAACAAUUAGUGAGAAGCAUAUAAGCGUAAGCAUGAUCGAUGCAUUGCUAGAAGAUGAACCAGCAAGUAUAGAGCAUCCAAAGGAUGAAAUCAAGAAAAUUUGUAGUAAAUCUAUAAUUAAUAAGGAUUUUGAAAAUGUUAAAGAGAAGGAAAAAGUAGGCGAACCAAUAGGUGGACAUAAAAGUAUGACUGUGGAGCAAACUGUUCAAGAUAAUGUCAAAAAUAGCGUAUCGGCUGAAAUGUUUGAAAAAACCGUUAGAAGCUGUAGAAAUAACAGACUAGACAAUUUCUGGGUGGAUAAAUCUGCGAUAGAUGACGCUGAACAUCUCCUUGUCGAACAGAAGCAAAUUGAAACCCAGGAAAUUGUCUCAUUUAAUAAAACUAAACGUGAUAGCCUAGAAGAAAACAUCGUUAUUGAUAAUACGUUUUGGAUCGAAAAACCUAUGUACCAUGACGCGGAAUGCCAAUAUUUUAUAUCCAUUGCUAAGAAAGCAAAAAUACCUCCUACUUCCAAAGUAGAACUACAGGCAAAUGAUCAAAACGAUAAAGAUAGGGAUCCUAGCGGUAGCUCGGGCCAUACGUCCGACGCGGGCGAGACUAAGGACCCUUGUGGUUCACCUUUUGAUUCGAAUUAUAUUUCAAUGGAUUUGCCAGGCGGAAUAUGCAGUUGGAAAGAAAGUUCAUACUUGAGCGUAGAAACCCCAACAGACUCUCUUAUUAGCGAUGACCGUUUAGGCGACAUCCGAGAGGAUUUACUAACAGCCCCACCCUUAGAACCUGUUCCUCCCCCACCCUCACAGGAGUCGACGGCAGAGGCAGCCCGGAGGACACCUAAGGAUGACUUGUCUAAUGAUAUUGAAAGUCUACUAGAAGAAGUAAAGAAUGUACAAGCCCGCCUCUCGGAUCUGCCCGAUGAAAGUCUCGGAGCCAUGGAGGACGGUCUGAGGGAGGGCAUUUCCAUUCUCAGCAAGUGUGAUGAGGCGGCGGAACUCCUGGAGAGUAAAAUGAUGGAGUAUCGCCAAGAGGCAGAGAUCCAAAGCCUGAGCCGUGAAGUGGUAGUCAUCAGGGCCAGGAUAUCCAAAUUACUGCUUCAGGCGAGGCAAGGACUUGAUAUCAUCAAGGUAAGAAAGGAUGCUAAAGUAGAGGUGGUUCGUCAAGCCAAGGAAAUGGAAGACCAGAAAGUAAAGAUUGCUCAACUAGACAAAUGGCUUGAAAGCAUAGAUCAUGAACUGAAGGAGUCUACUAAGCAGUCUGAAAUAUUAACAGAGGGAGAUAUUAUAAAUUAUAUUGAAAUCUAUGAAAAAUACAUUAGGGAAUAUGAAGAGUACGAAGUUAUAUUAAAGUCUAUUACAAUAAUUGGUGUUGAUAAAUCUAGUCAAACAUUGAUGAAAAAGCUUAAAGCUACGCAACAAUCGUUAGUGGAAACGAAAAAUCUAGUCAUUGUAGAGAUAGAACGGUUAAGACAGGUAUUACUACAGAUGAGAUCUGCGGCUGAGGUGGAAGAGGAUAUAUCUCAAACGGAUAGAACGAUCGACUCAACGUCUAUGCCUGAAGAAAUUGUUUCCCCUAGAGAAAGUGAAAUUGUUAAAGAAGAAGUUCCGACAGUAAAAAAAUCCGAAGAAAAGGUCCCAAGUGAGAAGUCUAGUGAGAAAAGAUCUAGUAAAAAGAAGUCUACUAAAAAAGGAGAGAAAGAGAAAGUCGUAGUAUCAGAAGAAAAACCAACUCACACGAUUGAGACCCAAACGGGGCAAAGUCUUAGAUCGGGAUCCCCGCCUGUUACAGAUAAAUCCAUCAUGUGUGAGCCAGAAAAGAAAACCACACAGGAUGCUUCUAUUACCUGUGCCCAACCAAUGGACGUUGAAAUCCAAACAAGUGAGCCAGUCUCAGAAAAUAGAGAAAUACUAGAGAAUAUUCAAGUAAGGCAAACUAUUACUGAUGGCCAUGAAAUAUUUGAAAUCGCUACUCGGCCUGUAGCUAAAAAACAGCAAAUUGGAGAGCAAUCAUUGCUUGUUGACGCUAAUUACAAAGAUGAUAGUCAAGGUAAAGAUUCACAUCUAAAUAUAACACACAGCUUACCUCAGUCAUUUGAAACUGUCAUGGUCGAACCUGACGAAACUACGACUGAGGUAGUUGUUGAUGCAGAUGGUACUAAGAGAAUUAUUGUGAAAAAAGUGAGAAAGACUUUAGUAACACGCCAAGAAUUGAUUCACAGCCACCGUCAAACCACACAAAUGAUCCCAGAUGGUACCAAAGAACAAUCAUUUUCACAAAUAACUUUGAAAGAAGACAAAGGAACCAGUUCGACAAUGCUAGGAGAUGGUGGCAUUCAAAGGGUUGAAUACCAAACGUUUGGUGGUCAAGUUGUAUCAGGAUUACCUGGAGGUGAAGUAACCAUCCAAGAAUUUUCCUCAAGGCCUGGAGUUGUUGUGAACUUAGAAGAAGGUCUAAAUCCUGAAGAAAUCUUACAGUUGGCGGAAACCGAAGGCCAACAACAAAUUCAAACUUCGUCCUCUAGCGUUACUGCUGUCGUACAACAAGUUACUAAACGAAUCGUAAAAACGAAACGACGAAUAAUACGCAGAGUAGUAAUCAUAGACGGCAAAGAACAUGUAACGGAGGAAGUGAUAGAGGAGCCCGAUAAUGUUGAAGUAUAUGAAGAGCAAAUACCAAGGGUAUCAAUAAGCGUCAAAGAUCAAGGUGGCGUGCUCUUUGAGGAAAUUGAUGACGAUGGUGAUGAUCAUAAAGAUGACAAGGGACCUGUACCGGAUAUGAGCCACGACUACAAAAAUACAGAAGAAAGAACACUUAAAUCUGAAGACAAGCCAGACGAUCAACCCAAAUAUAAACCAGAUGAUGACAAGAAACCUCUCAAAGGUGACAGUCCCGAAACUAAACAAGGAAAAGAUAUACGUGAACUGUCCGACGACUUUAUUCAAAUGGAAAGUCAAUUCCAUUCACAGUACAUUGAGUCAGGCACAAUUACCAGAGAUUCAGAAAUAAGAGAAUCAUCUCCUGUACAGACAAUUACUGUAUCCAAAAGUUAUGAAAUCGUUCCUGAAGAGACAGGAAACCAAGAAACCUAUCACACCCAAGAAUCAGUCGAAACCCAUGCUGCCCGUAUAAGCGAAAUCAGUACAGCAAAAUCAGAUGAUCAUACACCUAAAUAUCAAUCGAAAGAAAAAUCAUUUGAUGAUGACAAACCUCUUAAAGGCGACGGUCACGAAACCAAAGUAGAUAAAGAUGUCAAUACGUUGUCUAAAGACUUCAUCCAAAUGGAAAGUCAGCGUCAUUCACAAUAUGCAGAGUCUAGUAUAACUACCAAACAGUCACAAAUAAGAGAAACAUCCCCUGUCGCGACAGCUAUAUUUUCUCAAAAGCAAGAAAAUAUACCUGAAGUAGAAGAAACCAACGAUGUCAGCGCGUUGCCUAAAGACUUCAUCCAAAUGGAAAGUCAGCGUCAUUCACAAUAUGCAGAGAAUACAACUAUCAAACAGUCACAAAUAAAAGAAACAUCCCCUGUGGAGACAGUAAUAUUACCUGAAACGCGAGAAAAUAUCCCUGAAGUCGGAGAAAUUCAAGGAUCGUAUUACGUUCAAGAACCACAAGAUCCUCAGUCCACAUUUAUAAGCGAAGGUUAUCAGCAAUCAACGUUACAGACUACGUCAUCAAACAUUUCUACGGUUGUUCAAAAAGUAACAAGAAAAAUAACUAGAACUCGAAGACGUAUCAUUAAACAUAUACAAAUAAUUGAUGGCAAGGAGCACGUCACUGAAGAAAUCAUUGACGAACCUGAUGACGUUGAGAUCAUUGAAGAGGAGCCUAAGGUUCUACUCAUAAAAAUUCAAGAACAAGGGGUCAAGACAAAACGUAUUAAAAUAAUACGCCAGAUACAGAUCAUAGAUGGAAAAGAACAUAUUUCGGAACAGAUUGUUGAAGAACCUGAUGAUGAAUUUAUUCCGGAAACAACUAUUAGCACUGAAAUUGAUAUUAGUAUUGAUAAAAAGCCAUCGAUUGUUCCCGAAGGUAGCAUUGAAAAAUAUACGCAAGAAUUACCUACGCCCUCAACUACUGAAUUAUAUUCGUUGAUUGUAGAUGCGACAAAAAAUACAAUAACUAGUGAUCUAAACACACAGUACUCGCAACCUGAAACUAAAGACCUUGAUUCCACUGAAGGAAUAGAUAUGGAUCCUAUCGAUUUGAAGGGUCAACUAAAGGAGGUAGCAGGCAUCGAACAAAUCGAUGCCAAAUCUAAGGAAGCUUCUGAAAAAGAAACUACGAAGGAAUUAUCCAGCCCCUGCCAAGUCCUACUAGGAAAUCGAAAUCAGCGUCCCCGAGCAAACGAGCCUGAAGACACAACUAAAGAUCAAGGAUUGAAGUGGGAUGCAGUUGAACUGGAGAAAUCAUUGCAAUCUACUCAAAUCGCCUCAGAUUCGACUUCUGCAAGAACAGCCGUUACAUCUGAAACACCAAGCUUAUCUAUUAAAACUUAUACAGCCCAGAAAUUAGAACCGUCUAAUACUUUAGAAAUUCAUUUGCCAAGUGAACCACACUCUCUAAAACCUAAUGAAAUCAAACUAUCAAAACCAGAUACUGCUAGUGCUAGUUAUACCGUAAGAGAAACUACUGAAUCCGUAUCGUCUAAUCAGUUAGCAACAGAAGAUGAUAUAAUAAAUUCUACUCUUGUAGAUAAGGAAAAAGAAAAAUUGAAUACCUCCGAAGUCACUGAAGUAAAAAGUUCUCGUACAGAUGAUAUUGAAUCGGUAGAAGGCAAUAUGUCUGAAUCAAUAAAAUUAGAUGUCACUAUUGUACACAAGCCUAAAUCGCACUACACCAUUGAUACUCAUAAAGUGGAUGACGUAGAAAACCCGAUAUUAACGGAAAAGAAACUAAUAGGUGAAACAGAUAUUAGCAAGGAGUCACCAAGCGAUAUUGUUGAUGUAACUAAGAAUAUUAUGAGCUCGGAAGGACAAGUACCUAAAAAGCGUGGAAAGAAGGCAAUAAAUAAAGACUUACCUGCUGAAAAAAUAUCUGCAGAUAAUAAACCUCAUGAAGAACCGAUUCAAUCCCACAUUGAGCCAACGCUGGAUGAAAUUGAAAGUAAUGAUUUGACUCCGAAAGUUUCUGGUGUUCAACCAGAUGAACAAGAUGUGGAUGUUAAAUCAUCUGCUGUCCAACACAAAGAUCCUGGGUCAAAAUAUGACAUUAAUCUGCUCCUUGAAGCAGAACGUGCAGAUUCUCAUUUAAGACAAAGACCAGCCCUUGAUGUUCAAACGAAACCUUUACAAAGUGUUGAUAUAACAAUGUCGAUUUCCAAAACCGAUGUCGUUAAAAGAGACGAGCCUAAAGUACAUCUUGACAUGAAAGUUGAAAAUUUUGAAACCAAACAAUCAACAAUUGUCAAAAAAGAUAUUGAUGUCAAUUUACCGAGUGAAUUAAAGAUAAUUGAAGAUCACCCCCUAACGCUCUCAGUGGAUGAAAAACUUAAAGAUGACGUCAUAAAAGAACCAACACCUGCUCUUAAAUUAGUGCCCAAAUUGAAAUUGAGGAAACAGAUCAAACAUCAAGUGGAACACCAGAUACCUCUAAAGAUCACAGAAAGUAAAAAGAAAAAGAAACACAAACCUACGCCUGACGCAAGCCUAGAGGAAUCUACCAAAUCAGAGCUGCCUGUAGAAAUACCUGAAGAUAAGAGUGUUAUUGAUACUGACAGCUCAUCUCUUAGUCAUUACGUCGAGUUACCAACUUCGCCGGCUUUAGAUUCUCCCAAACCUACCGAAGAUAUCUUGGAACCGAAAGUAGAAUCAUUAGAACCAGAUUCAUUCGUUGAAUCUGAAAGGGCUGCUGACGAAAAGGGUUACGAGGGAGAAGAAAUAUCAGGGACCAACACCCCUACCCAAAAAGAGGCAAAGAAACGCAAGGCCUAUGGCGCUAGUGAAGAAACAACUUAUCCUAAAGAAACCACUGCAGAGUCUGAUGAUACAUCAUUGUCAAGUCGAGUUGAAAUCGCAGAGCCCGCACAAGAAAAGAAAGGAAAGAAAAAGAAGGGAAAGAAAAAGCCACCUACCGAUCCAGAAGAAGUAGAAGAAUCUGAAUCCGCUCAAAAGUUGGAGCAGGAGCCUGAAAGUCCAAAAAUAGGCAGUGAGAAUAUAGAGUCUCCUAAAGAGGAAUCUUACCAUACAAUGAGUGAGACAUCUGACAUAAGCACGGUUAAAAUAAUUGAGGAAUGCGUUCAAAGUAGCCCAGAAUCCUUACACAAGGAAGUUUUGACUACUGUGACUUUCCCAGUCCCUGUAGUUGAAGAAAUUCCAACGCAAGAGUACUCUAUCCAAACAUCUCCAGAAUUAUCUGAAUCCAUUAAAGAUGUCAAGGAACAGCUAAAACCGGAAACUGUAGCCAUUGAGCUACAAACAUCUCCUACUCCUGUUAUUGAAACUGUAGUACAAACUACUCCUAGGGAUGAAAAAGACAUUGACACUCAGACAAUUGAAAAUAUCAUAACAGUAGCAGAAAAAGUACCCGUCGUUGAUACUGAAAUUCAAACUAGUAGAACGGAAACGCCACAGAAGACGGAGCAGAUUGAAGCGACAACUCAAGUGAUUGCACACGAUAUAGUUACUCCGGAAGAAAAGUUUUCUCAAACUUCAUCACCUAUUGAGGACACGGCAGUAAAAUCCGAAACAGCAGAAGUUGUAACAGAAUCCAAAGAAAUCCAAACAUCUCCCUUGCCUACACUACAAAAAGAUGAAAAAGGUACCGGAAUUUCCAUCGAAACAGUUGAAACUGAUAUCCAAACUAUACAAGAUAUUAUUGACCAGGAAACAUGCAUAACGCCAGUACCAGAAAAAGAAGUUAUUGAAAUGUCUAUACAGACACCCGAUUUACCAGUGGUAAGCACAUCUACUCAAUCGGAUUAUGUUGAACCUGAAAGAAAAGACGACGCAGCUGAAGUAGCAUCACCAACGCCUCCUAAACCAGAAGUUUUCGAUGUAAGUCAACAAACGUCGCCUAGAACACCAGAACAGUCCGUUAUUAUAACCACAGCAGAAAAAGAACCUGAAAGUGUUCCUGAAUUACCAAUAAGGAAGGAAGUUACUUCAGUCGAUCGUACUCAACAAACGACUCCUAGAGAACCAAUUGUUGAAAUUCCAACAACUAGGCCAGUAGAUUUAGAACUGAAGAAAACAAAAGCACUGACUAUUGAUAGUACUCAACAGACAUCUCCAAGAGUUUAUUCGGAAGACUCAAUAUCAACAUCGACUGAAGAACCUUAUGAAAUACAAUUACGAGCACAAAUAACAAUUCCAGAAGCGACCAAUGACUUCCUUGACAACGAACGACAACUAGCUCCACAGUCUAUUCUCGGGGACAGACAAAAACCAAAGAAGAGGAAAAAUAAGCGGAAGAUGGAAUCACCAGUAACUCAGACACCAGAAAGCCUCUCCGAUCCUAUAACGACAGAAUUACUUAUGUCUGUAACGCCUACAAGUGAAGACUACACAAGUAGAGAUACGUCAUCAAUAGAUGAGGGUAUUUCUCAGUUAGCUAGCCCUAUAUCAUCAGACCGCCAGGAGUUUGGUAAUCAACACAAAUUAACUUACUCUGACGUCGUCCAGCGAUCGAAGUCUAAAUCCCCCUCUCCCACUAAAUCGGUCCACUUUUCUCGAAAACCUGAGAAAACAAGACUGCUUGAUGCCUUAGAGAAAAGAACACAAUUCCUGACAGACUCUCCAAGAAAAGUGCCCGGCGAUUCAGUGGCUAUUGUUGUUCUGGAUCAGUCUGUAGAGAAAUCAUAUGAUUCUGUUGUCAACAAAGAACUUCAAGAUCUUAAGAAUGCAAUUGGCAAUAAUGAUUCGACAAGGGUUGAGAGGAGCGUUGUGGUCAUCAUAGAAACUAUAUCUAUUUGGUUGGAAGAAAUACAAUACAAAAUUCAAACCGAUACUAUUUCCAAUGGAGAAUCCGUUAAUGAAGCGCAACGCUUAACAUCCUUACAAGGGUACAUUCAAAGUCUAAAAGAAAUAAUAGAAAUUACCGAAGUAAAUGAAGAAAUCGUAACUCUCAUUGAAAUGCUAACUCGGCAAGCAGAUGCGGUCAAUGAUCUAAACCGCCAAAGCUCGACUACUGUAAAAGAAGUUGAAAAAGACUGGUUGAAGUUCUUGGACGAUAAUGAUAAACUGUACCAGUCUGUCAACAAGGUAAAAUCUAAGCUUGAUGAUAUCCUUCUGUCUGAUAUUCCAACACAACAGAAAUUAGACAAAUUGGAUAAACUAGAGAACGAAAAUGUAACUAAUUCUGAUUCAGUCACUAAAAUGUUCCGCCGGUAUCGAAUUUUAGUGGAAAACAACAUAAAGCGGGAAUGUCCAACUACUCUGUACGCUUGCGAUGAUGAUACUAAGCAGGUGGAAAAUUCGAUCAAUACCGAAAGGGAUCGUUUGCUUCAGUUGUCAGCAUUGGCCGAGGAAUAUGAACAAACAUUACAAGAUUUUGGACAAAUAACCGAUGUAGCAGAAGCACUGCUAGAUGGAAAAAUAAUUGUAUCUGAUUUAGACCACUUACAUGAAGAAAUCCAAAAACACAGAAAGUUCUUCGUCAAUCUAAGCCAUUGCAGAGCUAUCCUCGAAUCUUUAGAAGAUAAUUUGGAUGGUGAAACAAGAUCCAAGUAUUCAUCUUUACAUAAUUCCCUACACGAUCGUGCUACAGUAAUAAUUGACAGAGCAGCAGGUCGCGCUCAACAAAUGACUUUGGCAGCAUCUCGAUGGACCACAUUAGAACAAGGCAUGAGAGAAGAACAACAGUGGCUAAGAGUAGCACACCAGAGGAUACCUGACCUCACGAAUGUCACAUCCAUCGACCACGAGCAAUAUAUCAACUUAUACCAAUCCGUCAGCUUGGAUGUAUCACAUCAUCAUGCAAAGAUCUUACGCCUAUUGUCGGUCACUGAUGGACUGCAAAACCUGAUUGUUUGUUCCGGGUUAGAAACUGAAUGUUCUAUAGCCCUCGAUACGUUGCUCAAGCUACAGGAAGAUGUGGAUUCUCGACUCAUUCGACUGACGGCUUUUAAAGAAAACUGGAUGACUUAUGACUUCAUUGUAGAAAGAAUAGAGAACUGGAUGAAAAUCGCUAAAACGGAGCUUGAACACAUUACUCCUGAAAAUAUUACAACAACUGGAAACUUGCGUCGGUUUUGGGAACUCAAAGCCCAACACGAAGUUCAUAACAAUCUUAAAAAUGAGUCCGGUGUCCAAUUUGAAAAAGCAUUAGAAAUUUUACCAGUAUCUGAUGAAAUGGUUCAGCGUCAAUUCUUUUCAAAAAUAGAAGACCAAUGGCGGGAAAUUGCCGUCAAAAUUGAUAGCUUACAUUCUUCUGCCAUUCAAAGUAUUUCCGACCGUGACGUGUCCACUGGCGAGAAGCUCAAUAUCUUGGAAGAUGAAAUUCGAGAAUUACGUGCGUCGCUCGAUAGCUUGAAGACAGUUAUAAGAAGCGAGGACGAACUAAACCUUUACAUCGAGAGACUUCAAGUGAUGACGGGCCGCGUUGACAGAAUACAGAACGAGCUCAGUAGGCUGAACUUGCUACCUACUGCGGAGUCUGAUCGCUUGGGGACCCUGUUGUCCCAGUCGCGCAACUUAGAUGACCAGGUUGCCGAGGAGCUAGAGCGCAGCAUGCUCUUGAAAGAGAAGAUAGUGCAGGUUCAAGCCGGAAUAACUCGCUGUCAGAAGAAUCAACGUCGCGGACGCCUCACUCUCGAGGAGUGCGCGGCCGCGGAACGACUCGGCAGCGACGUAGUGGAACGAGCAUCCGAGACGUGCGACAGACUUCUAGACGAUCUCUCGGCGCAAUGGAGAGACAUAAGAGCGCUAAAUCAGGCGCUACAUACCUUGCCGACAUGUCUUCGAGUAUCCGUUUCGCUUACAGAUUUGGAAAGAGACAUCACAGGACUUCAGGAAAGCCACGCGCAACUAGAAACCGAAGCGAGCGAGCUGAGCGCGCGACUGCGGGCCAAAGUUCAGCUGUGGUGGCGGUUCGAGCGGCAGCUGGAGCUGGUGCAGGGCGCGGUCCGCGAGGCCGACUACAUGGCCGAGCUGCUCACCGUGCAGGGGCAGGUGGACUACGACCGCCUGCUCAAGGCCACCGAGAAACUAGAGACGCUAAGCGAGUCGCUGUCCCGUCGCUCGGGCGAGCUGGUGGGCGAGCUGCGCGCGGCGGCGGCGCCGCUGGCGGCCAGCACCGAGCCCGCCGUCGCCGCCAGGAUGCAGCGCGAGCUGGACGACGCCGCCGCCGCCUACGAGCACACGUGCAGGAACCUGACGCAGCUGUGUGACAAAUACCAUAAAGCGGUCGAGCUAUGGAAGCGGUACCGCGACGCCGCUGCCGCCGUGCGGGCCUUCGCUGAGCAACAAGAGGGUCGGUUGCACGCGCUGCGACCCGCAGAAGCACCCACCAUCGCCCAGGCAUGCUCGGAACAAGAAGCCCGUGUGGCCGAGCUGCGCUCACUGGCCGCCCGCGUGGCUACAGAGACCGGCAGCCGCGCGCUGCAGGCCGACGCCGACGCGCUGGCCCGGCGGCUGCAGCUGGUCGCGGGCGCCGUGCAGGCUCUGGCAGAUCUCGGGGAGGCCCGGCAGCUGGCGAGGGCGAAAGCGCAGCAUGUCAAGGAGCAGUUCAGUGAUAUGAGACAGGACUUGAUGCCUCUACAUGAAGAUGGUGAGAUCGUGGAAGACCAACUCAUUGCUCUUCGAGAGAACUUGAUCACGCUAGGAAAGAGCGAAGCGGACAUCGUACCCGCCAAGGAGCAGCUUCCAGAUAUCGACAGGGAUGUCUCAGAAGAACACUCCAUCGUCAGGAUCCUGGAGCUAUGGCAGGCCAUGUUCAGAGACACCUUCCUGCAUUACCACAGGCUCUCCACGGCUCUGGUGAGAUCAGGAGAUGCCGCGACUGCUUUGCGGUUAUGGCACGAGUACCUCCAGGAUUUACAAUCAUUCCUAUCAGGGUCUGUACCCGCCGACUAUGAAAACUUAACUGAACAUAGACGAUUAUGCAGAGUCCAUAGAAAUCUGUUAGCUUCACAAAGAUCUGUACUUAUAAAUGAACACAAGGAGACAAAACACAGGGACCUGGUAGAGAAAUUUGACACGUUGACGAAUCUUCACAAUGAGACCCUGGCGAGAAUAGUGGAGCGACAUGACGAAGUAUCCACCAGGAUCGCAGCUUGGGAUGACUACAGAGAGAUCUACAUCGAACUGUUGAGAUGGCUCAAAGAAAUGGAGCUUGAAAAAGAAAAGUUGCAACUGAGAUAUGUCCACAUUAAGAGAAUACAAAAAAUAUUGACUAAAGUGCAAAAUCUAUCUGACAAGAUACCUGAAGGUCGUAAACAGGCAGAAAAAUUAUCCAGUAAUCUCAAGAAAAUAUUAGAAUUUACGGAAGAAACAUAUGGAGCUUCUGUAAGGAUGGAGUACGCGGGAAUUGUUAAGCGAGUUGACAACCUGAACGCUAGUUUAGACACUUGGCGAGACUUCCUCACCCGCAUACUCGGGCUAGUCAGUGAAUACGAAAACCUCACUAAUGAUCUUCACAAACUAUACUCAAAGACUCAGGACGAAAUCAUAUCAUACUCAGAUGAAGACAGACUAUCGCGGCCACAGCUGAAAAAGGCGAUAGAAAAAUACACGGAGUUAAGGACUAAAGUUGACAAGACCGAAACUCAAAUUGAAGCACUCAGUGUUAUUCAAGAGCAACUAAAGGAAUGCCUUAGUCCUCAGGAUAUAAGGAUUGUCAACCAACGAGUGUGGCAACUGAGGCAGCAACGAGCUGAUUUGGAACAUCAAUUAACGAUUAUUAUCCACCGGCUGCAGGAACGGCUGGAGCUCUACACGAUAUUUAACUCGCGGUUGCUUCGGUUCGCCGAAUGGCUUACCACACUCGAGGCGCGUCUCGAAACCUCUAGUCAGAACAGUGAUUUGGGAGCCCUCGACCCCCACGACCUUAUCAGACGAAUAACCUCGGAUGUCGAAGCGGAAACAUCUAUGAAAGAACGUGAAUUUGAAUGGCUCUCGGAAACGGGCAGCGUCCUCGUUGAUCUUUCUAAAAAGGAUGAGAAGGCAUUCAGUAAAACGACAAGCAAACAGCUCAGCGAAAUAAAUGCUCGUUGGCACAAACUUCAAGAUAGCGGCCGAGCGAGGAUAUCCAAAAUUAGUGAGCUACUCGAGACCAUCACGCAGUUGGAGGAACGGUUGACCAUGAUCAGGCUAAAACUGCACACCAUCGAAUCUAACCUGACCAGCACGGUCAUCAUCCAGGUAUUGACAACGAGAGCGGUCGACGAGAAAUUCCAAGAACGCGACGAGAUACACAAAAACAUUGAAACAGUCAGCGGGGAGGUCGGAGAAACUCUUAACCUCUGCGAACUGGUAUUCAACGACCCCGACGUUCUGAGAGGCAACUUCGACCUCCGCAACUUACGCACCGGCGUCGACAUCGUCGAGAAGAAAUGGAAGAACAUCUGCGACAUGUCCGAACAACGCAAAAACACGCUGAAAGAGAUCCGUAAAUCGGCCGAACUCGCAAACUCUCUGCUACCCAAGGUUGAAAAGAAACUGGACUCGGUCGAGAAGAGAGUCGAAAAAAUAGAGACCAGGAAGCAGAGAGGAGAAGAGGACGACGAAAGCGUAUCGAAGGCGGUCAUCAGAGAUUUGGAAGCAAUGGAGGAGGACGUCAAGAGGCUGGAGGACGCGUACAGCCGGGUGGCCUCGGCGCGCGGGGUGGAGCUGCGCGGAGACGCGGCGGACGCGGCCGCGCGGCUGCGCUCGGCCGUGCGGCGCCGCCGGCAGCUGCGCGCGCGCGUGGACGCGGCCGGCGCCGACCAGCACCGCCGCCUCGUGGCCGCGCACGGCCGCGCCGUCAUCGCGCUCGCCGAGGCCGACGUGCGCCUCACCAGGGCGCUGCAUCUGGCGCCGGCGCCUCUGGACAGGGACGCUACCGUGGCCGAACUGAUGGGUGUCGAGGAGGAGCUAGCGGAGUGCGAAGCUUUGGUACAGACAGCAGAUCAACUGGCAGCAAACGUGUCGUCUGUGGCCGGUGUGAGCGACAUGGUGGCGGAGUACCACGCGCUGUACAACGACGUGCGCCAACGGCUGUCCGCCGCGCGCGCCGACCUCGUCGGCGACGUCGACUCCGCUGUACAGGUGGACACCCUUAAAUGGGAGACGGACGCCGCUCUCCAAGUAGACACCCUGACUUCCAAAGAAACUUACCGCGCUGAGCUAGCGUCAGCAGUGAAAGAGGCCUCGGACUGCCUGGAGGCUCUGAGAACAGCACUGCUGCAACAGCCCAAGGAAGACGCGGGAAGCGAUGAGUUGGCAACCGCUGCGAAAGAAAUCGCCAAGGCUGGCGCUAAGCCCAGCCAGAUACUGGAGUUGGCCAAACAUUUGUCCGAACUACUCCUGACGGAAUGCGACGCGACCGAAGAUGAAGCCAUGCUGAAAGAAGUCGAGUCUCUUUCGUUGAGAUACGAGGACCUUCUCGCACAAGCGAAGAAGAGGGAGCUCCAAAUCAAUAACCUAAGGUUGCCGCACUCGGCGUCAUACGCGCUCACGUGCGAACAUGAGAGCGGGCGACUGACGUGCCCUCUCUGCUCCGAGCGCAACUGGAAGCAGCUGGACAACGACCUCUGGCGCCUGGAGCAGUGGCUCCAGUUUGCAGAGGCCACGGAGGAGGGCCGCGGCGACCCGCCCGAGGUGUACGACCAGCUGGAGGACGCUAUACAGGACCAUCGUGAGUUCCUGCUGGACCUGGACUCGCACAAAUCCAUCGUGGUCUCCCUGAACGUGGUGGGCGCGCACGUGGCCGCGCACGCGUCCGUGGCGGCGGACGCGCAGCGCGUGCGCGCGCGCCUCGCCGCCGCCAACGCGCGCUGGGACCAGGCCUGCGCGCGCGCCGGCGUGUGGCAGAAGAGGCUGCAACGAGCCUUGGUGCACAACCAGCAGUUCCAUGACAUCGUGGUGGAGCUGGUGGCGCGGCUGGGCGCGGCCGAGCGCGGCGUGCGCGCGCGCGAGCCGCUGCGCCUGGCGCGGCCGGCGGCGGAGCUGCAGCGCGACUUCCGGCGCUUCAGCGAGCUGCGCGACGAGCUCAGCCGCGCCGAGCCGCGCGUGCACGCGCUGCACGACGCCGCGCAGCUGCUGCGCAGCGGCGACGCGCCGCCCAACGCGGAUGAUAUCUGCCGAAGACUGGGCGAGCUGCGGCUGCGCCUGCAGUCGCUGCGCAAGCUGUCGGGCGUGUACGCGCUGAAGCUGGGCGCGGCGCUGGCGCGCCAGCCGCGCGGCACGUCCGCGCUGGCCGCCGCCGUCGCCGCCUCCGCGCCCAUGCUAAUGGAGGAGGAGGAGGAACAAAUCUCUACGCUGGAGCUGCCCCCCCUGGACGAGAAUGAUGUGGUCGUCACUGAAGACGACGAGGAGCUGUCGCGGCUGCAGCGCAGCCUGCGGUUCGUGUGCCGCGUGGCGCGCGCGUCGCUGCCGUUCCAGGCGCUGCUGCUGCUGCUGCUGGGCGCCGCCGCGCUGGCGCCGCACGCCUCGUCCGACUGCGGCGCGCCCGGCCUGGCGCUGGAGCCCGUGCUGCGCUACCCCGACGGCCCGCCGCCGCUCUGAUCGCGACCCCACUCGUCGCCGCCGCCGCCCGGUCCGCUUCUAAAGCUUUUCAUAGGCGUAAAGAGGCCGGGCUGCCAUUUUUCCUUUCAGCCGGCUUAGCUGGCGACUUAUGAAAGCUUACGCGGGUCGCGAACUAGAAAAUGGCGGUUUUUGAGUUGGCGACCCGCUUCUAGUUUUCGUUUAAGCGUUCCUGCGAUGCCGCCGCGCUCUGGCCGGUUUCGCGGGAAACUCGGCGUGAGCGCCCCACAUUCCACUCGGUGCUCCGCCCGCCGCUUGUAAAUACCCUUUUGUAUAUUUGUUAUUUAAAAUUGAUGAAAGACAUCGGCGGGCGGGCGUCCCCGUUAUUAUUUAUAUGAAUUUGUAUCAAAAGCGACGGACCUGCUUCACGCGUUGUUACUUAAAUCACUUUAGUUUAUAAGGACUGUGUACAAUAAAGUCAAAUAAAGCCUUUGCAAUUGAUUA